AUGGCUCUUGAUGGGACUCAGACCAGACUCUUCACCGGAAGCACAGAUGGAACCGUAAAGGUGUGUAUGUGUUUGUGUCGGGGGAGAAGCCACUUCACUCAAUAUGCAAUUUCGCAGACUACACGGGCUAACAACAGUGCAUGGCUCUGUUGCAGGAGUUGCAGGGGGUAAAUAUUAGCAACUGGAUUCUGGAAUGACAAAAUGGUAAAGGGAAACAGAUUGGGCUGGAAUCUGUGUAUCUGAAGAAGUGUGCAUGCAGCCAAAAGCUUAUACCAAGAACAAACUUAGUUGGUCUCUAAGGUGCUACUGGACAAUUUAUUUAUUUUUAAAAUAUAUUUAGAUUGGGCUGGAAUUUAUCUGAAUUUCCCCCCACAAAUUUAUCCCAUUGGUUUCAAUGGAACCUUUGUUGAGCUCACUUUGCCAAGACCUGAUCCAUUACCAGUAUUUCAAUUGCCAGCUUUAUAUAGAAUAAAAAGAGUUCUCUGCCUUAGGUGGGAUGGAGAAGGCAUGGUAAUAGUACUUCAGAAUGUAGUUGGGAUGCUACAUUUUUGGAGUGCUUUUUUACAUUAGAAACUCUUACAUAAUAAAAGCCAAGCAUGUUAGAUCAAAGACUUGGCUCCUUGAUGGGCUAGCUUUCGAUGAGAAGGGGUGGUAAGGAGAAGCAUGAAGUUAUUCAACGCACCACAUGCAUGUUGAAAAGAUUAUGGUCUAUCCUUGCCUACAAAAAUGGAGAUAAUGUUUUUUUUAAUAAGAUAUUUAUUAAGGUUUUUUGAAAUAUUACAGUAAAAAUGAAGAAGAAAAGAGAAAAAUACAAAAUAAAAACAGUUAAAAACACACAUAUUUUCAGUUACUUAUUUUCCUUUAGCUUGUUUCCCGGACCUCCUCGUACCUCCCUUUUUUGUAUUCCACUUCAGUUUAUUGGUUCAGCAAAUCCUUACCAUUAGAUUUUAACCCAUUUAUAACCCUUUUUUUCAUAUUCUCUUAAAGCAUUACAGCUAGAAACCGCUUAAUUACUAUCCAACAUCCUUCUAUCAUUCAUUAAUUUUACAAUAUUUCUGUAAAUAGUCUUUAAAUUUCUUCCAAUCUUCUUCCACCAACUCUUCCCCCUGGUCUCGGAUUCUGCCAGUCAUUUCUGCCAAUUCCAUAUAGUCCAUCACCUUCAUCUGCCAUUCUUCCAAAGUGGGUAGAUCUUGUGUCUUCCAAUACUUUGUAAUGAGUAUUCUUGCUGCUGUUGUAGCAUACAUAAAAAAGUUCUGUCCUUCUUUGGCACCAAUUGGCCGACAAUGCCCAGAAGAAAGGCCUCUGGUUUCUUCAAGAAGGUAUAUUUAAAUACCUUUUUCAGUUCAUUAUAUAUCAUUUCCCAGAAAGCCUUAAUCCUUGGGCACGUCCACCAAAGGUGAAAGAAUGUACCUUCAGUUUCUUUACAUUUCCAACAUUUAUUAUCGGGCAAAUGGUAGAUUUUUGCAAGCUUGACUGGGGUCAUGUACCACCUGUAUAUCAUUUUCAUAAUAAAAAAUGGAGAUAAUGUUUUAACCUCCAGUGGAAAGUGCUUUGAGAGUUAUGCAGAAGUGCAACAGCUCUUCAACCAUUUAUGCUUAAUUCAGCACAUAAUUCCUUCAGUUCAGGAAACCUUUCCUGCUUUAAUUAGCAGCAAUUAAAAAGCUUUUGGGAUUACUGGAGUUUUGCAUACAGGGCAUGUUUUUACCCACCCUUGUUAGCAAAGGAAAGGAACGAUGAUAUAAAUACAAAAUAAAUACCAAUAUUUUAUUUCCAUGUGGUCAGUUCUUCUGGCUGGCAAUUAUUGUCUGCCUAACAGGAAUCACUGCAGAAUAAUUAUAGUAGAGAUGGAUGGAGCUCACACUGAAUUAGAUUGGAAAUAAGCCAAGCCUUACCAAAAAAGCAGGAAAUGGCUUGUCUCAUAUCAAGUCCAAUCCAAAUUUGACUCCCCUCUUUGACGAUAGUCAGAGAUCAUUUAUAGACCUCCGAGUUCCCUGGCUUCAUGCAGAUGAGAGAUCAGUCCUUGAAGUAUGGGAGGCGGAAAGUUUGCAACAGCUGAAAGUGCUGCUGGAGAGGGGAAAUCCAACUCACCAUGGAAGACUAGAUUUUUGGUGCAGAGGUGGGUUAUCUGCAGGAGGCCUAUGGUGCUAAUCCUUCAAUCUGGGCCUCGUAUUCCAACUACUAAAAAGAUCUUUGUUUAUUUUGCUAAGCAGAUAUCACUUUCCUGCUUAGUUGGAACAAUAAGGGGAAUUGUUGUUAAGGACCCUAAUUUCCAUACCCAUUGUGUAAAGCAGUGAAAUCUCUUAGGUUGCAGUCCUGAUCAUAUUGAUUCAGAAUUAAGCCCAGUUCUUUUUUUUAUGGGGGGACACAGGGGUACACAUGCCCCUAAACAUUUUGUGAAUUUUUGUACUUUCACUGUCCAUUUACUGUACAGUGGUACCUCUGGAUGAGAAUGGGAUCCAUUCCGGAGCCCCAUUCGCAUUAUGAGCAGAAUGCAACUUGCAUCUGUGUGUGUGCGGGUCACGAUUCGCCACAUCUGUGCAUGCGUGUGACGUCAUUCUGAGCGUCUGUGCAUGCGCAAGCGGCGAAACCCGGAAGUAAGCUGUUCCGUUACUUCCGGGUCGUCGCAGGACGCAACCUGAAAAGAUUUAACCUGAAGCGUCUUUAACCCAAGGUAUGACUGUAUUUAUUCUCUCUGAUUUGAACUAUAAAAUGGAGAUUUUCUUGAGUCAAAAUGAAAGUACCCCUAAACAUAUUUUUUUUAAGGAAAAAAGCACCGAUUAAGCCCUAUUGAAUUCAUUGAGGCAUUCUCCCGAGUCAGUCAGUUUGGGAUUGCAACCCUACUGGUUUAAGAAAAUCAGGGCUGUGUUUUCAAAAGCCAUUGUUCCAUUCCAGCGAAAGUUAUUGAUGACCAAAUUGAGUUGGUAAUGGCUAAAAUCCCAUGCAGAUGUUACAGCUACGUACAGUGAAUGUGCUUAGGGCCCUCACCCAUAACAUCUGUGUGCUCAGCUGAACAUUCACAUGAGACCCAUAUACCUGUAUUCCUGCUUGCAAGAUAAGAACCCAAUGUUCGUACAGUUGUACACAUGUAAAAUCCACUGAGACAUUCAGCUGAACAUACAGGUGGAAUCUACACACAUAUAAAAAACAUUCUGAAAAUGCCUUUUUUAAAAAAAGUGUUUUAAAAAAUACAUUGAAUUUUCCAUAAGGCUCAUCGCCAUCUUAGUGUCACAUUGUAUAUUGCACUUAAAACACACUUAAAAUGUUUUCUUUGCAAAUGUAUACCUGAGUCCACAGAGAUCUCCCCCUGCCAUUCCUCUUGCACUUCCACUGUGCAUUAGGAAUGGGGAAUCUGUGGUCCUCCACAUGUUGUUGGCCUCCAACUCUGAUCAGCCCUAACCAGCAUGGCCAAUAGUCAGGGAUGAUGGGGACUGGAGUACACCAGCAUCUUUUGGAAACCACAAAGCCUAGGACUUGCCAAUCAGAAGGUCAGCGGUUCGAAUCCCCGUGAUGGGGUGAGCUCCCGUUGCUCGGUCCCUGCUCCUGCCAACCUAACUGUUCGAAAGCACAUCAAAGUGCAAGUAGAUAAAUAGGUACCGCUCCAGCGGGAAGGUAAACAGCAUUUCCGUGUGCUGCUCUAGUUUGCCAGAAGCGGCUUAGUCAUGCUGGCCACAUGACCCGGAAGCUGUACGCCGGCUCCCUUGGCCAAUAAAGCAAGAUGAGCGCCGCAACCCCAGAGUCGGUCACGACUGGACCUAAUGGUCAGGGGUCCCUUUACCUUUACCUAUCUAGACAGGAGUGCCUAACGUGCUCUGGUCCAUAGGGUCACGAAGAGUCGGACACGACUAAACUACUAAACAACAACAAUCUGCAUAGCCUCUAACUUUAGCCAGGUGCAGGUUCAUGAAUGUCCUUUUACUCAGCUUUAUUCUUCCACAACUGCACUGAGAAAAGCUACUGCAUUUUUCGGUAAGUGUGAGCACAUCAGUCUUACACAGCAGAGUCCUUCCCACUGCAUGUUAUGUGACGCUUUUAAUGGAAGAUUACAGGGACCGAAGCUGGGAUUUCCUGCAUGAAAAACUUGUGUCCUACCAACAAGCAAUGCUCCCCCCCCACCUUACAUUAAAUAGGUCUAUGUCUUAGCAGUGUUUAUGUUCUUACAUGUUUUGAUGUGUUGCUUCUGAAAUUACCAAGAGACAUUUCCUACUUUGUUUUGUGACAUAUUGUUUUCCUAAUUUAAAUUGCAGAUCUGGGACUUCAACGGACAUUGUCACCAUAAGCUCAAUGCCGGAAGAGACCGAGCAGUUGAAAUCUCCCAGAUCAUGGUGCUAAGCUGGACUAUAUUAGUUCUGGGCUGGGACAGGUACUGUGUAAAUAUCAAGCCGCAAUGUUGGAGAAUGUGCAAAUUGGAAAAGUGUACUUUUUUUUGCUUCCAUUUCUGGAGAUAACAUCAACUAAUGCUUAUCUCUCCAGGCUGUCACACCAAUUCAAGGGCUGUUUGAUAACUGAAUCCAAGAACAGAUUUAGCAGUGUCUGUGUGUCAUCUGAGAAAGGAUGUGAUAUUCAAAGGUGCAGCGUAGCAGGAAAGGAUCUCAUCUGUCUUGAUCAGGGACACCAUUUGAGAUUUCCUUGAGGGGGAGUGGGGAAGUGAGUCUUUCCAAAAGGUUCUGUGGGAAAUGUCCUUGGAUGUAGUCAAGACUAAAUUGCACAACAACAAUGUAUUUUAGGAAGGUUUUUUUUUUAAACAUGUCACUAAAGCAACCUUUCCAUCCUGGUGCCCUCCAUAUGUUUUGGAUUCCAACUCCCAUCAGCGCCAAUUGUCAUAGCCAGGAUGAUGGGAGUUGUGGUCUGAAAUCUGAAGGGCAUCAGAUUGGGAGAGCCUGAAUUAUAGCAAAGUGUGUAAUCCAAUCUCCCUUUUUUAUUUAAACACAGGGAUAUGGUCCUCCUGCUAAUGCAUGCCUAGUGUGAUAUUUUGUGAGCAGGAAAGACCACAACAGUGAUAAAGAACCUGGUUUGCAUGAAGAAGGUCUCAGGCUCAGUUCUUGGCAUCCUGUCCUUGGGAUCCUGGCAAAUCCUGUUUCCAGUUAAGGGUCAUGGGAGACACUAUUUCCCAAGACCCUCAUGUCCCUCUAACUAUUCCACAGGCCCAACAACCUGGUUUGCAUGCAGAAGGUCUCAGGCUCAGUCCUUUGCAUCCUUUAUAAGGAUCCUGGCAAAUACUAUUUCCAGUUAAGGGUCAUGGGAAACACUAUUUCCCAAGACCCCCUGUCCCUCUACCCAUUCCACAGGCCCAACAACCCUAGAUCCCCAAUGCUGGCUAUUAAAAAAAAAGUGAUGCAAGGGCAAACAAAUGUCACAUCUACUGUAGCCAUUGUGGUGGAAGAGUAUUACAAUCCUUUCGUCUCUACCGCAUAGAUGGAUUGUUAACCUGUUUUUCUCUUCUAAAAGUGACCCAACACGGAGAAGCUUAAUUCCCUUCACGUAGUCCAGUUCUCCAAAGGCCUGAUGAGUGCAUGAACUGAUGUUCUGUGUUGGGUGGGGCGGCAACCAAUUUCAUGACACUCAAACGUGUCCUAGUUGAGCCCUUGUGGGAUUACUCUCAAGUGUAAUAUUCUAGCACUGCUUUAUUUGGUGAGUUCUUUACUUUAAAAAAGUUCUUUUUUUUGUUUUCUGCUGGAGGUAGAUAAAGCCAUUAAAAUUGUUUAAAGAUCCUGGCAAGGAGGGGAUGAGCUAUAUAUUUCCUCCACCAAGAUGUUCUGCAAAAAAAUAAUGGCAGGACUUAAUUAGAAACCCUUCUGUCCAUAAAUUUGAAAACUUAGACAACACUCAAAGGCUGCUUCCUCUAUAGAGGCAGAGGCUCAUUGCUGUUGUUCACUAUAAAAUUAUGUGGAGGGUCUGGAAAUUAGGGUGAGAUGAAUUGCUUUUUGUGCAUAUUUCUUUUCCUUUGAAAUUAUUUUUCUACAGGUCCAGAAACUUUCUCCCUUCCCCCAGUCUCUCUCUCCCCCACCUACAAAUUCUCACUUGCUAUAGUGGAAAAGAGCUUAGAUGAAGAUUGCCAGAGAAUUCCGACAUAAGCAGAAGCAGGAAUGGAAAUUGCUAAUUUUUUUUUUUAGCCGUUCCAUGUCCAAAAUGGAAAUCAGUACAGCAGAUAUUAGUAUUUGCUGUUGCUGCCUUUAGUUCCAGAACAAUAUGUAAUUGAUUGCCUCUCUCCCAUUUGCGUUCUGCUUCCUUUACAAGGAAAUUAAUGAGGUGGAAUAAGAUGGUGGUGAUAGAACUUACAUAAUAAAUUAUGCACAUUAUGUAAUUUCACCACAGCGGGCAGAGAGAUAAAUAACAUAGUGUUUGGCAGAAGUUGAACUGCAGUAGAACAGAAACAGUGCUGCAUGCAAUUAACACAGUGCUGAGCAGGAAAUGAUUCCUUCUUACAUCCCUAGCUUUGGACCCAGAGACCAAAAUUAUCCUUUCCCAUCACCUCUUUCCCACUGCAGCAUAUUUUGUCCCCCACUAAAAAGCCAGUUCUGAUGGCCAGGCACCCUUCAGCAAAUUUUGAGCUGUAGCUAUGAAUGAAUCUGUCAAUUUUGAUUUCUCUCAUUUUCUCAUUUUUCCAAUCUUAGGUUCAUUCCUCCAUGUUCCUUCAUCAGUUCACAAUUUUUUAAAUUGAAUAAGUCCUCAUGAAAAUCUUGUCAUACAUACAUUUUUGCCUAAUAAAACACAUUUUUUUGUAUGUUAUUUUCAUUAAUAUAUGCCUUUUUAUACAUAUUUCCCCCCAUUGUGCACAUUUUUCUGGACAUUGCUUCUCUGGGAAACUGCACUUCAAAAUUUGGAGAAGUGCAAAUUUCUCAGGAUGGCUGCAUUUCUGUUCAUUUCUUGUUUGGGGAAGUUAGAAUAUGCAAACUGAACCAAAUUCCCCUCCCCUCCCUAAUGGGAUAUUGUGGAGAAGAAGCUGCAGAAAGUAGAGCGUGGAAACCAGAGUCUCUCUAUUCCUUUGUCCCCCAUACAUACACACACGUUAACAAAAUAUUCCAUUUGUGGAAGAGGUUCUUUGUAGCCAAGUCAGUGCUAUUUACAGAACCAACAUUAUGAGACAACAGAGCUUAAAAAGCUAAGGUUGCCUCCAUUUAUUUUACGAAGUCUAUGUAGCUGCUAGUUACCCAAAGAUAAAGGUUAUCACUUAGGUCUAUACAUUACCUUAGUCACAGGAUUAUUGAUUGUGUUUAUCGUUUGAUAAAUUGGAUGCAUGGAAUUGAUCUCAUCAGUUGUUAUGGGUUAUUGGGCUGGCCAGUUACUGAACAGAUGCCACACUGAUAGGUGAUGACUAUCAAGUGUCUUCUAUCACCUGUGCAUAAAUUGAAGAUCAUCCCUCCAUCGCUUUUCUCCGCCGAAGGGUACUGCAUUCAUCUGAUAAAGCAGCUGUCUUCAUAGCAAUUAGCCACUUACUCCAAACCACCAAAUGAUUACACGAUGGUUGCACUUGUUGAACAGGACAUUGGGAAUUGGCUCAAAACAGGGACAAAGUAAAACACUGUUCAAAGAUUUAAAUGUACUUUGAAACUGUGUAAGUGGUGGGCCGACCCUAUCAUUGGGAAAAGUGUGGCAGCCACCUCAGGUGGCAGAAGCCAGGGGAGCAGCAACAACAAAGGCAGUGCUGUGUGUGCCACGUGGUCUGUCCAGCACAUCCUCAGCCAAUCUCUUGCCCUCAGGUGUGGUGGAGGACAUGACAACAUUAAAGAAAUAUUUUUCUGGUCAGCAUCUGUUAUGUGUAUUGGGGGAGGCACCAUCUUGUCACCUCAGGCAGCAAAAUGUCUUGGGCUGGCCCUGGUAGCUGGUAUCUUGUAGCCAUGAAAUUUCAUUAGGCAAAAUUCUGCUUCAUCCAAUAUAGGAAGUGGACUGAGAAGGCGGCUAGUGCAGCAGAUAGGAAUGUCAGAGAAUUCUGGCAGAAACAGGAGUGGAAGUUGCCCCAUUACUCACCCAUUUCCAGAGCAAAAAUCAGUUCAGCGAAUGGGAUUCACGUUCAUUGUUGCUGUUGCUUUCAUUCUCCAAAUGGUUUGUAAUUGCCCCUAAUUUGAGUGGGGGCAAAUGCUUUCAGCCUGUAAUUGGUGUGUAAACCCCCCCAUUUGCAUUAUGCUUCUUUGCAUUUACAUGCAAAAAGAAAGUUAAAUCCUUGUGAUUUACAAAAUUAAUUAUGUAAGUGGUAUAAUACUGUCAAAGUGGAGAUUGAGGUGAAUAAUGUAGUUUUGGGCAGAAGGCGAACUGCAACAGAGGUGAAACAGUGUUGCAUGUGAUGAAUACAGGGUGGAAUGUAAAAUGAUGCCUUCUUAUACCCCUUGCAGUGAUUGGAAAUUUAUUUUGUUCUGUCACAGGAGUGGGCUGGCCAGUAAUCACAUAGUUCAAACAUGUAGUUAACUGUUAGCAAAAAUACAGUCUCCACAGUCUUGGUUGAGGGUCAGGCCUAAUGAGCAGAGCAGCUCAUUUCCCAUUGACUUUACUCCAUGAAAAUCAGUUGCCAAGACUGAAAGUCUCUACUCCUCACAUCCAUUUAAGUUCCCUCAUCUCCAGGCUUUCCCCAAAACAAUUGGAGACAGUGCCUACGUGCAGCCGACCUCUUCUCCACCCUUUUCAUGCCUCUUCUGGUUCUGAGAGACAAAGCGGGAGGGGAGCUUGUAGCAGCAGGAAGGGGAGAUACCUGUGAGUCUUCACCAGCCUGACUUAUCUCUGCCUCUUGGCCUUCUUCCACCCACUCUCCUGCUUCAGCUUCUACUUCUGAUUCUUGACUUCUGUAUGCCAUAGACUCUCCCUGCUCUUCUUGUUACCUCCUCAGCUUCUGACACGUCCUCUUCCCAAUCCUUUCCCUCUUCUCCCUGAAACCAUUCAUCAUUGUCCCACCACCACUUCCUGGGUUCUGAGCCUUCUUCCAUUGGUGGUUCUCCAGCUGGUUCCUCCCACCACCCCUCUGCAUCCAACCAGUUCAUGACACUAACUCUCUCUGCACUCCCAUGCUUUGCUGGCAAGUACUUCUGCCAGAGGUCCCACUCCUUUAAACAGAUCCAGUGCUUUUUUUCUGGGGGGGACACAGGGGUACGCAUACCCCUAAACAUUUUGUGAAUCUAACAGGAGAAGAAACUAAAAAUUUUAAAUUUUUAGUUUCUUCUCUAGCACGGUGAAUCGUCAGUUCUGUUGAAUAGCAUGGUGAAUUGCCAGUUCCAUUGCUACCCCUAAUGGCAGCCUCAUUUCCUGUCCUUGUGUUUCCUGAGUCUCAGACGGAAGCGAGCGUUUAAUGUGUGAAGUAGGAGUUGGAAUCUAGCAUGGCGAUUGGUCAGUUUCGUUGUUACCACCUCCAGUGGCGGCAUCAUUUCCUUUCCCGGUGAUUUUCUUGAGUCAAAAUGAGAGUAUCCCUAAACAUUUUUUAAGGGGGAAAAAAAGCACUGAACAGAUAUCUCAGGGGUGGGCUUGCAAUUGAAGAGUUGAGCAGUGUAUCUCAAGGCUAUGGAGUCAAUCUGGGGGCUUUUAGUUGCUGACCACAAGUAUAGAGGAACAGAGGCGCAAAGACUCCAAACAGCAAAAGUAAGAAGGAAAGAUAAUGAGGAUGCAAAGAACACAUCCUGGUAAGGGCUAAAAAUAAAGACACUACAUAAUCUAAAUCAUCAGUUCAUGAAUAUUAAACCUGAAGGAAGUGCACAAACAAGUGGGAAGCGGUCUUUUUAUAGGGGAGAGACUGGUGGGUGAUGUGCAGAGUUACUGCUGCCAUUGCUCAUUAGUCUCUAUCUGAUUCUAGACAUGACACAUUUGUGUGCACUUUCUGUUUUCCUGAAUGUCCCAUCCAACGUCUUCCGCCUAAUUGGAAGAUGCACAAGUUGUCCGUCCAUCAUGAACUUGAACAUCUUUUAAGGGAUGAGAGGGGAGAACGAAAGCAGGCAAAUGAGCUGCGAAACGCAGUGGGACAGGAAGUGUGAGGCACUUACGGUUAUGCUAUUAAAAAUUCAUAAUAAGUAAACAAGGUGCCUAGAGGUUUGCAGUCUUUAAAAUCUCCUGUAGCAUAGCGUGAGUGCGUGAUGAUAUCAAAAUCUGGGUUUUCUCCCCUCGAGCCUGUUCUGUCUGAUACUGCUCAGCUGAGGACCCUGGCUUCUCCUCAUUUCUUCUGAGCAAAUUCUAUUGGCACGGGAAAUAAAAAAUCAAUGUAAAUAUGCUUAAAGAGAAUGGAAAAUGGGGGCAGCGCUGGUUGCUCUACAAAGCCUGCUUUAGUCAGGAUAAGUGUUGUGGUUUUAUAAACUAUAGAUUAGGCAGGAUUAAGGGGAUUCAGCCUCUGCUUGCUGAUCUCUACUCUCUCAGCAGAGUGACCAAAAAAUAAAUAAAUCCUUAUUUCAAGGUACUGUUCUUUUUUCUGCAAGACCUUAGUUCCAGGGGGAAAAUACAUCCUGAAUCUGACUCUGAGGUAACCAAGGCAGGAGAGUGUGAAUGCCUUAUCCAUAUUCUAUUGCAUUCAGAGACAACAAAUUAACUCUGUGCUGUCUCUUAGAGACAAAUCAGCCCCCCCCCUCCUAUGUCUCUCUCUUCCCUUGGACGAGGAUGGGGAUUGAGAACUUCUUCAAUUGAAACAGGGAAGACUUCAACAGGCACCCAGAAAGACAACAGGGAUGUAGGAUAUGCAAAAGGUGGAAAUUUCAACAAGGAGGGGCCGCUGCACUAAAAUCCUGAUUCUGACACCAUACAGGAUACUUUCUCAUUAGGCGGUAUCUGCAGAAUACCCUCGCCUGCAGAGGGUAUCCUCUUUGAGGGACGCGGAUGGCACUGUGGUCUAAACCUUUGACGUAUAUUAGAGGGCUGGAAAGGUCCAAUUUGGCAUGCCGUCAAGACUUGCUGAUUGGAAGGUCAGUGGUUCGAAUCCCUGCGAUGGAGUGCAGCAUCGGAGCAUAAUGCCCACGCUGCCCAGGGCGGGCGUGCUCCCGAGGGGAGAGGGACACGGAGGGUGCCCUCCCAUGUGUUCAGGGCAGGAGAGGGGUGGGGAAGCUGCUGCUCACUCUCCUUCUGCCCUCUGCAGCCGGGUCAGACAUGAUUGUGCAAUGGAGCUGUUGCGGUUGGGUGCGCCUUGCCAUGGCUGAGUAGGGCUGCUCUCUGCCGCCGGGUCAGAAGAACUGCCGCCGGGCGCAAGGUGUGCUGCCCACUCGCCUGCCAUUUUGUCACGCCGUCAGUCAUGACAUGCUGGGCAGACUGCACCCACCGCAUACCUUUCCUACACCUCUGAUGGAGUGAGCUCCUGUUGCUCUGUCCCAGCUCCUGCCAACCCAGCAGUUCGAAAGCACACCAGUGCAAGUAGAUAAAAAGGCACCACUGUGGUGGGAAGGUAAACGGCAUUUCCAUGCACUCUGGCUUCCACCAUGGUGUCCCGUUGCUUCAGAAGUGCUUUGGUCAUGCUGGCCACAUGACCCGGAAACCUGUCUGUGGAAAAACGCCGGCUCCCUCGGCCUGAAAGCAAGAUGAGCACCACAACCCCAUAGUCGGCUUUAACUGGACUCAACCAUCCAGGGGUCCUUUACCUUUACCUUACCCUGCAGGAUACAAUACUGUCUCCUGCAGAGGGUAUCUUCUUUGAGCAUCCUCUCAAGGGUUCCAGGGAGAGUCUCCUCACAAGCCAGUGGUGCAGCAGGGCUUUUGUCAAGUCUCUUCGAGGUUUCUGGCACCACGCAUGGAAAUGCAUGACUUGAACACAUAUAAAUUGGGGUGGGGGUUACCUGUAUAAGCUUUUUUAGGUAUCCUGGGUCCCAGGUUGUAUGAGGCUUUACCAGCAUCUUGAAGUUUGCCCACCAACUGGAUGGUUUUAGAAGAGAAUUAGACAAAUUCAUGGAAGAUAAGGCUGUUUGGUUGGCCACUGUGAGAACAGGAUGCUUGACACUGGAAGCCAUGGAAAGGAUGUUCCCUACACCAGCUCCAGAGCUGGCAUAGACUUAUCUCUGCUUUAACGUAAUAUUAGAGGGCUGGAAAGGUCCAACUUGGCAUGCCAUCAAGCUAGGGCCACAGAGGUUUCCAUGGCAGUAAGGAGGGUAUCUACAAGGUCAGGUCUCCCACUCUACGUGUGGACCUGUCUCUGCACUCUUGGAGAGAGAGAUCAGCUCUGGGCCUGGGUGCCUGGGACACUAUGGAAUGCCAGGGCUUAGGUCCCUGAACGUAGGUAUAAUGUAACCACAUUUUAUGCUGUGUAAGAACCAAUUACAUGGGAUUGGGUGGCGCUGUGGGUUAAACCACAGAGCCUAGGACUUGCCGAUCAGAAGGUAGGUGGUUCAAAUCCCUGUGAUGGGGUGAACUUCCAUUGCUUGGUCCCUGCUCCUGCCAACCUAGCAGUUCGAAAGCACGUCAAAGUGCAAUUAGAUAAAUAGGUACCGCUCCAGCAGGAAGGUAAACGGCGUUUCCGUGCGCUGCUCUGGUUCGCCAGAAGGGGCUUAGUCAUGCUGGCCACAUGACCCGGAAGCUGUACGCCGGCUCCCUCAGCCACUAAAGCGAGAUGAGUGCCGCAACCCCAGAGUCGGUCACGACUGGACCUUAUGGUCAGGGGUCCCUUUACCUUUUAAGAACCAAUAAACUGUGGCAAUUGGGUCGCCUGUGGAGAGUUGUGGAAUCACUUGGGGUGCGGCAGGGAAAUAGAUUCAAAACCUUUCAGAUUUUGCACUUUCACAGAACAUUUUCCAGUUCUCGCUGGGUAUAUUGGAUUUGCCCCCCAGAGUAUUGUGCCCGUCAGGCUUCUAUGAGGUCUGUCUCCCUUUUUCUCCCUGAAGGAAUAAUUCAUAAGGGAUUGCCUCAGGGCAGAGGUGUUCUCUGUUUGCGCAGACUUGAAAAGCAGAACCACCUCAGACUGGCUACAUGCAGUUUAGAAGCAGAGCUCCCCGUAACAUUGAUCUAAAAAUAUAUUCCCUAACCCUCUUUUGACUUUGAAGUCAAGCACAUUUAAAUAGGUAUUUCUGGAAAUAAAAAAAGACAUAGGAAUACGCAAGACUGCUGGUGAUGGGAGAAUGGACCACUGAAUGUGUGGGAAGGGGGAAUUGCUCCCACUGCAUUCCCACUGCAUUCUGGUGUGAAUUAAAUAGUCUUGCUAGGUCCCAAGUUUUGGGGUUCAAUUUGAAGGCGUCAAGGUGGCAAGUUUAAAUCUCAGCACCCGUCAGUCUCAAAUUACUCAUUUUUGACACCUCAAUAUAGGGUUUUUUGCAACAGGAUGAUUUUUUAAACACUACUUAUCCUGAAAUAGAAAACGUUGCCCUGAGAGGCUCCCUCCACCUCUUCAAUAUUUUCAGAAGUUUUCCAUCUUUCCAGGAAUGGAAAGUUGGGAAGAAAUACUUCCAAAUGAAGAAAGGCUUUACAAUGAAAUUUUUGAUUUGGAGGUCCAGAUCCAGAUUGGGAACCUGGUGUGUAUGGGGUUUGGGGAAACUUUUUGCCCUGUGUUGCAGUUAGCAACCAUGGGGGCUUUGAUCAGACUUGAGACUACAAUGGGAGACAAAGUUUUAUUUUAUUUGCUUGUUCCAUAAAAUUCUUAUACCACUUUAUUGUAACUACCCCCCUCAAAGCAGUUCUAAUCUCUACACCAGCAUCCUAAUCCCCACAAACAUAGGCUGUGUGGUACAGUGGUUGGAGUACGGUCAAACCUCUGUUGUCGAAUGUUUUUGUCGGUUGUUCCGAAACGUUCGACAAUGGAAAACUGAAAGCGGAAGCCUCAAUACAAUAGGGAAACUCAAAAUGGAAGCUGCAUAGCAUGUUCGCCUUCCGAAAAUCGUUUGAAAACCAGAGCAGUUCCGGGUUAUCGCCUUUCGGGAGCCAAAACAGAGCCGUUCGAGAACCAAGGUUUGGCUCUAUUGGACUAACACUUGGGAGACCAGCGUUCAAAUUCCCAGUCAGCCAUGAAGCUCACAGGGUUUGCGCAACUUGGAGAAAAAGGAACUCCUUUCUCACUGAGCUCCUUGGAGGAGAAGGUGGGAGAUAAAUGCAGUAGAUAAAUACAAAUAAAUAUAUUGGAAUACAUUCACACUAAAAUGCAGAAGACUUUUCAUGAGACUAUUUUUUAAAAAAGCCAAUUGAUGUGGAAAUAUGGAGAAUUUAAUUUUAGACUGGAAAAAUGAGAAAUGGAAAGAAACCAAAUUUGACAGAGUCACCCAUCUCUAUUAUUGUCCUCUGUGUUGUGUUCGUGGUUGUUAAAAAAACCCCAAACUUGUGUACUUCUUGGGUUUCUUAAGAACUCCACACUUCUUCUUCUCUCUUUUUGAUUCUGCCCAUCCCCUCCAAUGCAGAUUUUAAUUAGGAAAAAAAAGGUGGGGGAGAAAUCAACACUGCGGCUCGUCAUAACACUGCCAUGAGAAGACUGGCGCAAUAAUUAUCCCCCUUGUCUAUUAGUACGGUCGGAAACAAUGCGCAUUGCACUGGAGACAGCUUUGCCAUUAUGUUUUGGCAGCGAGGAAGUAUGAUUGAACUAUAAUAGGCGAAGGAUGAGAAAAUCCCAGAAUGACACUUACAAUGCAGUUUCUAUAACAAUGCCUGAUACAGAAAGGGGGAGAAAUAGAAACAAAUGAUUAAAAUAUUCCAUUUCAUGUUGCGAAGAUAUGUAUCAAUGUGCUAUAUUUUCUUUGCUUGAGGGUUAGUCACCCCCUCCCUUUUUUUUGAUUACUGGCUCUCUUUCCAAAGUUUGGGGGAUUUCACACAAAUUGCUUUAUUUGAGUAAGGAGAGAUGAGAAUGGAGGAUGAGAUAGGCACAGAGACCAGGAGGUUGGAGGGGGAUGGAUAUCCUAAAUUAGAUGUGCUCUGCUGUGUCAUGAUGACACCGCAGAGCAAAACAGACGCUGGUAUUUGGAGUGGGCUUUGACAUCUAGACUCAGACACUCAAGAUGUCAAGUUUCCUUUGAAAAAGUCAACAGCACAACCCACUGUUUAUCAUCUCAUUUACCUCCUCCGAGGGCAGGGUUCUUGGGCCUCCCCAUUUGUCCAGGCAACAACCUUGUGAGGUUUGUUUGGCUAAGAAAUGGCCCCAGGUCACCUUAUUAGCUCGAUGUCCAAGUGAAGAUUUGGACCCUGGACUCACUGGUCCUGAUCCAGCAGUCUAAACACUAUGGUGCACUAAAUUCAUACUCAGGGAGUGUGAGUAGCCUGCCUAUGGCACUCUGGGAGAUAUGUGGGUCUGCAGGAUGGCUCUGUAGCCCAGCAGGUGAAUCUUCUCCAGCUUGAGAGCCAAAUUCCCUUGUGGGACCAGAGACAAGAGUGGGUGGACCAAUGGAUGCAAAUUUUACCCUUUGUGCCUUUGUGCCGUAGGCUGGUUUCUACACACUCACAUACAUAUGCCCCCCAUCGAUUGUUAGAAUUCAAGGAUGCAUUCCAGCCAAGCAAAAAAUCUCAAGGAGGGUGCAAAGCAGGGCCAGAAAUGAGCAUAGCUUGGGAAGAGAGAGAGUGUGUGUGUGUGUGGCAUGAGGAGAGCCCCAGGUGACUGCAUCUGGCAUGAAGUUCUCUAUCUCUGCUCUAUAGGAGAGGCAGGUGGGUGCUAUGAGGAAUGCAUGGUCAAGGCAGGCCUGGCCCAUGGAUGAGGCAAGGUGGCCUUGGUCCUGUAUAUCUGAAGGAGUAUCUCCACCCCCAUCAUCUAGCCCGGACACUGAGGUCCAGCGCCGAGGGUGUCCUGGCGGUUCCCUCGCUGCGAGAAGUGAGGUUGCAGGGAACCAGGCAGAGGGCCUUCUCGGUAGUGGCACCUGCCCUGCCCUGUGGAAUGUCCUCCCAGCAGAUGUCAAGGCAAUAAACAACUAUUUUACUUUUGAAAGACAACUGAAGGUGGCCCUGUUUAGGGAAGUUUUUAAUGUCUAAUGCCGUAUUGUUUUUAAUAUUCGAUUGGAGGCCGCCCAGAGUGGCUGGGGAAACCCAGCCAGAUGGGUGGGGUAUAAAUAAUAAUUUUAUUUUUAUUUUAUGAUGAUGAUGAUGAUGAUGAUGAUGAUGUGAGGCACCUGCCCCGAGUGCUGGAAGCCCAAGAGGCAAUGCCCAUGCAGGCAGUGGCACCAGUUUCUGGUGAGAACUCACAGAACGUACAAGAUUUCAGUGAGAUCUUGGGCUUUGCAGGCACUGCCACACAACACAGGUGAGAGAGGCUUGGUGUCACCAGUGGUAUGGCAAUUGGGGGGGGACAGCAGUGGGAGGGAUGUAGCAUGUUCUAGUGGUGAAACGGGACGCACCUCCCCUGUGUCAAGGACUCAAAGAGUGGCGUGCUAUGAGGAUGUCCCUUCCACCAGCAUAUCGCCCAACUUUUGGAGACCCCAAACUGGGAUGUACAUCUUCUCGGAUGGACUCCUGGGUGAGUCACAUAACCCGCACCUUGCUCUUGCCUUCUCAAAAGUCCUUUUUGUGUGUGUGUGUGGGGGGGGUAAGAGCACAGCGCAAGAGUGUGUGAGAUUGUGGCACCCAAAAUAGCUGCCGUGGUCACAUGUGAAAAAAUGUCCCAUUUCCCCGUGGGGCACUUGGCAGGUAUGUGCCAGAGUGUGCAUGUAGAUUAUUGCCUGUCUGUUAAUAUCUCAGAAACAAGAGUAGGGGAUGAAUGUUCAGGGCUGGGGACUUUUCAUAAUGCACUGAGCUUCCCCCGUGGGUAGUAGAGGCAGAAUACAUUAUGCGUGAUAUGUAGAUUUGCUCAGUUAAAAUUGUUUUCACAAGUAACAGAAUUUGACUCUACUGGGCAUGGCAUUUGCUUCACUAUGGUUCCCCACCCCCGGCCAUGCAACUGUUUGCAGAUUUGACAACAGGCAUGGGAGAAGGUGCAAUGCAGUAAAGGAGGCUCUUGAGCAGCAAUGGGGAACUACCGUAUUUUUUGCUCUAUAAGACUCACUUUUUCCCUCCUAAAAAGUAAGGGGAAAUGUGUGUGCGUCUUAUGGAGCGAAUGCAGGCUGCGCAGCUAUCACAGAAGCCAGAACAGCAAGAGGGGUUGCUGCUUUCACUGCGCAGCGAUCCCUCUUGCUGUUCUAGCUUCUGAGAUUCAGAAUAUUUUUUUUCUUGUUUUCCUCCUCCAAAAACUAGGUGCGUCUUGUGGUCUGGUGCGUCCUAUAGAGCGAAAAAUACGGUAUACCUCUCCAGCAACCAUCAUCCCUGACCAUUGAUCAUGGGCCUAAUGGGAUUUGGAUUCCAACAGCUGUUGCAAACCCAAAGGUUCCCCAUCCCUGCUCUAGGUGACAGCUUCCUGCCCCUACAAUUAGUUAUGAUUCUUGGGUGCUAAAGCAAAAGUGUGUUCCCUUUAUAGGCUCCUUUGCCAUGCAAAUUGCAAAGCUCAUCCCAGCCCUGGGGAAUAAAUUAGUCUGCAGUUCUGGAUAUCUGUUAACUAUGUGGACCUGUAUUUGCACAGGCUGUGCCUCUGUCUCACUUCUGCUGAUCAGUGGAAAACCCUGUUCAGAUUCAGGCUUGGUUUCUUUGACACUACCCAUUUCCAAACUUUUCUCUAUAUACGCUUCAGGACUAGCACUUUUACCUUUGGAAUAAAUAAAACAUUUCCGCUCCUCUGGAAUCCGCCUUCUGCUGCAGGCACCUGAACCUGAGGGAUAAACAUAGAGCCUCAGCUUGGAAAAUGAAUUGUGACUUUGGAGUUCACUCAGGCUGCUUUGUUUGCUCUUGUCUUUCUCGUUAGGACAAUUACUGUCUUCCGCCUGAGCAGCUUGACUCAGUUUCUGGUUCAGCCUUCGGAAUGGAAAGGAGGAACUCGGCACCAGGACGACAUCUUAUGUGCGGCGUUUCUGCCCCCGCAGACUCUAGUUACAGGUAGUGGAACGUUUAUUGCCCAAUAGAUCAUCCUGAGAUUAGCAGUUGGGUCCGCCGUCAUCUAUACGCAUGGCUAGAGAUGAUCCUGCCCAGCCUGGCUUAGCUACUCAGCUCUUGGCAGAGCUGAAUUACUUACAAGACACAGACAAAUGACAUCUUUUAAGAAGCAGACAAAGAAAGUGUGUCAUCAAGUGUGUCAUGAUGGGAUUGAUCCUCCUCCUCCUCCCGCAUGGGGUUGGGCAGACAAAGCUCCUACCUAGUCAGUGGAAUGAGAUUCAUAGAAGAUGCCCAGGUGGGUCUGGAUGUUGCCAGAGAACAUCAAGAGAGAGGCUGAAGAGCUUUCCUAACUUGGAAUGAACUUAGGUCAGGGGUUCCCAUGGAGGCCGUUUAACCAGCCCACGAGCCACCCUUGAACUGAGCUGCCCACUCAGUGAGUCCCUGUGCACUGCGCUAAACUGGCACGGCGCGGGGACUCUCUUUUGCGGCUCCAGAAAUCGCUUUUGCGCAUGCCCAGACACCGGAAAUUGCGUCCGCACAUGUCCGCGGUGCCGGAAAUCGCUUCUGUACAUGCCCAUGCGCAGGCACAAUUUUCGGCGUCUGGGCAUGCGCAGAAGCGAUUUCCGGCACCGCAGACAUGGAUCUCCGUGGGAUCUCCACAGGAGUGAUCCAGCCCAUGCCCGGUAAGCCUUGCUGACCCCUGGCUUAGGUCUUGUCACAUGGCUUAUUGACAUUCAACAAGUAUGGAUCAGGUCUAGUUGAACAUUCUUAUAGCCCAUAGUCAAUGGUGGUGGUGAGCAAUCAAACUCUCCACCAAUGGUUGGUUGAUAAGGUAAAAUGGGGCGCUGCCCCACCAACCUCAGUGUGCAUUCAGCACUGCCCCACCCUGCUUCCAGGCUUACAACCAGAUGAGGGGGCAACCUUGGAUGCAGUGUCCUAGUUUCCACCUUGUAGAACUCUGCAGUGGGGAGGAGGAAGGAAAAACUCGAAUUAGCUGGCCCCACCUGUCACUGGCUCUGAAUCCAGAUACUGUUGGACUCCUGGACUUCUGCCCUACCAAUCGCAGUGAGCACCAGCUUCCACUGCUCUCUGCUUGACAACCCAUAAUUUGGGACACACAGUUUAGUGUUACUACAAUGUGCCUAGCUUCCCCCCCCCCCAGGCCCGUAGGUUCUCUCUUUCCCCUCUCUCGUGGUGUGGCUGUGAGAAGGAGUUUUGAAGCUCGCUGGGUUUGAACUCGACAACCCAUCUGACAGUGGUUAAUCUUAACUAUGGUUAGUGGAAACAAGCCAACAUCAAAAGUCACCUCCACCUACCAUGCAAAAUCAAUAUAUGAUCUGAAUUGUUGAAGCAACUAAGGGGGCAAGGCAGUAGGAGGGGUUGGAUGCAAUAUUUGCUUGAAAUCAAUAGUUUUUAAAUAUAAAAGCUAUGCUAAUAUGAUUGUUUGGUUCUGCCUGCACCUUCAAAUAAGAGCCAAGCAAGUCACAAUGUGGCCAGCUCAGCUUUAGAAUUGAAAGCUCCUAAUCACUCACUGGGCAGAAUCAGGCUACAAAAGGUCCUAAGAUGCUCUCUGUGAUGGAUGCCCCAUUGGUUAAACUUUAUCCUUUCUUGUCAACCGGCUGGCAGGAUCAGGAUGUAUCCCAAGUAUUUGAUGAUGUGUCUUGCAAUUGAAAGCUGCGACAAUGCCUCUCCUGGGAGUAUGGCCCAUGACCUCUUGCUUAAAUGCUGAGUCAGCUGACCUGUUAUAUAUUAUAGAUUCUCUUUGCAAAUGAAUCUGAUGUUUAAUCCAAAGUCAGUUGCUGUUCAGUACCUUUUGAACAGCUAAGCACAAAGAGCAGUAUCCAGCAAAGCAGAUCUACUAAUGCAAUGACUUUUGACUGUGCCACAAAACCUCCUUUCCCUGCAUGCCUCUGAGCUCGCUAAAUCUGUUCUGGUGGUUCCAUUGUGCAAGCUGGAAUUUUUGUGAAUCUACUUCAUUAGAUACUGCCCAAAGCUUGGAAUCUGAGACAAUUGAAUGUUUAAGGGAAAUGGCAUUGAAAUGUUCACCUGAUAAGGAAAGUUGAAUGCUGGAAACAGAAAUCAGAUGGGACAAUAAGAUUGGGUGAUACAAGGUACAGGCUGUAUGACUUAAUUUAGCAUCUGCACAAUAGAAUUUUCUUUUCUUUUCUUUGAAAUCAGACCUUGCUGUUGUUCUAACAGCUCUGGCUUGUAUUCCCCACAGGCCUGUGAAGCCACAAAAAGACAUUGCAUUUUCACAGCACAUCCCCCACUUUAAAAUAAAGAACUUAAGUUACAAAAUUUCAUCUUUGAUUAUAGCCCACCUUGAAAGUGCAUUGACUUUUCAUUGUCUAUUUCAGGGAGUUCUGAUGGGGACAUUGUUGUAUGGAAUAACAGCACAGAAAGCGCCUGCUCUAAGCUGCACUUGAAUUCCAGGAGAUCACUGAAAUCCAGCUCAGGUCAGUGUGAAACCAUAAUAUGACCCAAAUUUUAUGAGAGACCAAAAAAAAAAAAAAAAAAAAAAGCAAGAAAAAAAGCUGUGGAGUCCCUGUAGAGAUGGAGAGCCCUAGGACCUAGGAGGAGUGUGAUGAUUCUGUCUUCCUUAAUUUAGGGAAGGGAAAUGACAUUGACAAACAAAACUGCAGGAGGAACCUUUAUUUGGAGUUUGGUCUAUGCAAGGAGCACCCAAGAACAUUAGACCAGAGGGUCAUCAACCUUUUUGGGCCACUGGGCGUAUUGGAUGUAUUGGUGCCAGUCACAAAAUGGCUGCGAUAGGGUGUAGCAUAACACAAAAUGGCUGCCAUGGGCUGUGGCAUAGCACAAAAGUGUUGCUAAUGAGAGACAGGGUCGCAAAAAUGGUGCAAGACCAGCAACCCUGUAUCAGCAGCCUCAUCAGUGGGGAGAAGGCACCUUAUCAGCCAAGCUUCAUCACAGGGAGAACCUUUUUGCAUCUCUCCUCUGUUCAUGGGAACAGAGGGAAAAGAGGGUGCCCCUGUUGAGAUAUUCCAUUCCACCUUAAAAACAGACGUGUGCCACAUGUCUGUUUAUACCCCAGCACAGCACAGCUUGCUGGGAACUUCCGUUUUUGUGUAUAGCUUUUGCUUAUGCUGCUUGCUUGGACACGAAGGGGGGAAGACAUGUUUUUCCCUUUCUCCUGAUGCUGAAUAAAAUGCCUAUAAUUACGUUUUACACAGCCUCAUCUGCCCUUCUGUUGUGAAGAGUUUUUUUCCUCUGCUGGCUUGUGUGCUCAGCUUCUGAAGCUCGUGUUGCAGUUACAUGCAACCAAGGACCGGAGAUUGCCCGGCUGCUGGCCGGUGGGCUGAAGCCAGCUGGGGGCCUGCCAAUUGCCCCAGUUUCCUUGGACGCAUCCCAACAGCCCCAUCCUGGCAUCCAAUGACAUAUGGAGAUCCAAUGACAAGUGGAGCAAGUUUAGUUUAGGAGAGAGUCUGAUCCAAAACACUGAACAAGAAAAUCCACAAGCCUCUUGAGCAUUUUUGUGGAGAUAUUUAAUGAGACAUUUUUCAGGCACUGUAACAGGUACUGGUGGGUACACAUGCACCACAUGUGUAACUCCUCCACAAAGCAGGAAACUGCCCACCAUGGCCCUAGCUCUGAAUGUACGGUUGUAGACCUGAGUCAUCUUUCUAGACCAUCCAGUGGAAGCUGAUUCCACAGAGGUGGACCAAGGCAGGUUAGACUGGAGCCAUGCCUCUCCAUAAACCUAGAUAGUCACCCCAAGGGACAUUCGCUUUAUCUCGAGGGUGUGGGGGAAGCAGUGUGGAGAAUACAGAUCCCAAGAUUCCCUGGGAUAACAAGCUGCACAUGGAGCUGAUAAUCUGCACUAUCAGUCCAAGAAUAAUUUGACAAGUAUCUGCCCCUGGUGCCAGGAGUGGUGGCAAAAUGCUCCUUAUCAUAUGGGCAGAUGUUACAGGCAAUCAGUUCCCCGUGUGGUUGCAAAGCUGCUGCAAACAAGUUAUCCACUUGGUAAAUGAUCAUUUGUUUUCACCCUCCUAGCACCCUAAGUCUCUCAUUCUGUGGGAUCAACCAGGCUAGAAAAACUUUGAUCUAUGAAAUCACUAAUAAUGAGUUCCAGCUCUGGGAUUGUUUAUGCCUUCGCUGCGUCAGAGUGACAAAGCGUCGGCAGCGAGUUUGCUCUUCCUUGGGAUGGGGCUCGCUAAUUCCCCAUCGCUCUCAAGGCUAUUGCUUCUGUUUAUUGUUCCGGAUCUACGUCAGCGUUUCUUUAUAUCAUUACCUCCAGCAGGGAACAUUCCCUUAAUUUUCGCCUUCUUUUGGUGAGGGGUGAUAAAUAAUUGCAGGCCACCCUCCCGGAACAGAGCCUCGCAGAGCUUGCCUGCCCCCCCUCCUUUGAGGCUGUUCAUAACCUGAAAAAUGUCAUUUGGUUGAAAGUCUUCACACUCUAAUGGUUAUCAUACAUUAAGCGCUGUGCUAGCAGGCAAUGCGUAAUUGUUCCCUCUUCUACAAACCACAGCUUCCAUUAUGGGAGAAAUACUGGCGGAUAAAGUGGGGUGGGGGUGGGGGGCAGAAAGGGGCUCUGUAGCAGGGAGAGAAACUAACACUACAGAGGGCUUUGACAAAUUGUUUUUAAAUGUUUCUUAUUUAGGUUUCUUGACACUUCUCCCAAGACAAAUUUUAGUAUAUAUAUAUAUUUAAUCUUCUGAAAUCCUGCUGUCUAGGUUGCCUAUAAAACACUAGGCAGAACGAUAUGAUAGGGCACUUUUGAUCUAUUGCUUCUAUGUAAGCCACAGGAAAGGAGGUUUCACCCUUCCUCCCUUUUAAACACCCAAGUGGGAGAAUGCCUAAUUUUCACUGUAUAAAUAAUCCCUAGAUCUAUCUAGAUGUGCCAGGAACAAACUCUAAUGGGUAUGAAUGCAAUUACUUUGUUGAAGGAAGAUUUCCCGAACGCCUGAGAACCUAAAAUGCAGCGUGGAGAUUGUAAUGAGCUAACAGGACCAUCCGUCAGCCCAAUUCAGUGGAUCUGGCUAUCAUCAGGUCAUUGUAUUCUAGACCAGCAUCAUUACAAUAACAUGUUUUGGAGUCCUAUGAGAACUCCAAUGGUGCUGGCCCAAGAUGUGACCCCUAUUAUAAAACAGGGGUCAAACGAUUCCCUUUGUCAAGGUUUGCUGCUCAGCUAAGUACUCAACACCUGCAUCCUAGAUGAGUGAGCUCCAUCUUAAAAGAGUGAGCCCCAUUGCUGUAGAAACAAAUGGGUAGGCCUUUCCUCACCUGGCUAGUAGGUAGAAGAACCUACUAACCUAGCAGUUUGAAAGCAUGUCAGUGCAAGCAGAUAAAUAGGUACCACUAUGGCAGGAAGGUAGACAGCGUUUCCAUACGCUCUGGUUUCCAUCACGGUGUCCCGUUGUGCCAGAAGCAGUUUAGUCAUGCUGGCCACAUGACCCAGAAAGCUGCCUGUGGACAAACACUGGCUCCCUCUGCCUGAAGCAAGAUGAGCGCCAUAUUGGUGUUUCACAACUUUAACCUGUUGCAGGAUCUUAGCCAGACCCAGUUGAAUAUAGCAGAGCAUACACAGACUUCUAGAAGCAAUCAGUUGCAGGCAGGCAGGAUGAAGCAGGAACAAGACACUGCUACUAGUAACUUGGUUACUUAGAGGUGUUUAUUAUUUACAGCACGCUUACAAGUUACUACAUACAAGAUACAGACAUGGAUCUUAAACUCUCUCUCUUAACAAACUCCAAACGACUCUCAGAACACAACACUGACCAGCCAGCUAUCCAGCCAAGGAAGGUCAUUAACCAUCAUGCCUAUGUGGAGACCUCGAUCAAUAGCAGAGUUUUAUCCAAGGUCCCAUAUCUCUAGGCAGAAUAACUCCCCCUGCUCAGUCUUCUUGGCCUUCGGCCAACUCUUAAUUGCCUCUGUGGGAAGUUGCACAUAGGCAAAAUCCCAACAUGCCACACCCCAUAGUCACCUUUGACUGGGCUUAACCAUCCAGGGGUCCUUUACCUUUUACCUAGAAGAACAAUAGACAGAGUUGUUUGUGAGAGCUAGAAGCUAAAUGUUGGAAGAUGGAGAAAGAAGCAUAUCUUGCUCUGUGCUGGUCUUUGGGGCUCCCUUGGAAACCUAAAGGGGGGGCAAAAUCUAUGGGAGUGUUAAUGUUGUGAGCGCCUGUGUCCCAUGCUCAGGUGGUAUAUUUGUGUAAAUAAAACCAUAUAUCCUAAAGAUACCAUAGUCUCCAUCGACCUUGAUUCCAAGGAAGCUGUACCCUGGGAAGUGCAGUUGUCCCUAGAAUCUCUCGCUGCUUGGAAAUACAAGAGAGCAUAUCAAUAUUAUAGCCAUGUCCUAAAAUCUGGUUGUAUGCCUGCACAAUUUUGUAGUUAUAUAUGAGGGAGCCUGUGGUGUUUGCCUCCUAGGUGGGUCAUAAGGAAAGGGUUAAAUGAGUGUGAUGUGAUUGGCCAGUGGGAAUGCAAGGGAGGAGUAAAAGUUAGAGAGGGAGGUUUUGAAAGUUAGUUGAGUUUUGGGAAUUGAAGAAGGAAGAGGGAGGAACAGGAAGUGGGUUGGUCGAGUUGUAUUGUGAGAGAGGAAUUGUCAGGUGGAGUCAGAUAGAUAGUUGGGGAUAAUCUGUGUGAAGUUGUUAGGAACUAAGAUUAAGAAACUGUGAAGAAAAACUAACUGAAACCAUAAGCUUGUUCCUGCAUUUAAAAAUAAACUUAAUUAUUUGUUUUUGUUAACAACUGUCUGGACUCUGUGUGUCCCCAUGAAAAACGGGGUGGUGGCAGCAGAAAAAGCAAUCACAGUGGUGGCACAGGGUCAAUUUGUAGUCAUAUAUGAGGGAGCCUUUCUACCAAACUUCCCCAAAUUUAAAAAGCAGCAAGAGGCUGUGGAAGUUUCCUAUGUUGUCUAACAAAAGGCAGGCCUUAUUUCCAAAACUUAUCUUCUGAUUUGAUAUGCAGCGGCAGCAAUUUUAUAGUUUUGAACCCAUAGGCCAUAACAAAACUGAACAAGCAUAUAAACCGAGGAUGGCAUGUAGGAAUGAAAUCAUUUCAGAACUGAGCAAACAUAUCAAAAUGCAAAUGAUUAAAAUCAACAAAUCUCCUUGUAAAAAAGAUGUUGCCUUCUAUGCCAAAGAGGUAUUUUAAAAACUUUCGGCAGUAAAGGUGAAAGAGUCUGCUUGCUCAGAAACCCACCUCUCCCCAAUUGCAAUGUGAGUGACAGUUCUCUCUAAAAUAAUAAAAAUAAAAAUUCUAUUUGCAAGGAAGUGGGAAUGCUAACUUCUUUAGGUAUAAUAUAACAUAGGGGUAAUUAGGCAAGGGGGAGAAUUUCAGUUCAGUUUGCAUAUUAAUGAGUGUUUAAAAUUUAACAGUCAGUCCUUCUUCCCAGGGAACUGGUUGGAUGCUUCUUGAAUUUCAGAGUGUAGGUCUCUAAGUAUGUGUAAGAACGUUUUCUCCUCCUGCCUACCCAUGACCUCGCCAUUUUCCACCUUCUUCUGCUUUGUCCUUGGGUCUAUUUAAGAUAAGAGCAGCCCUGCUGGAUCAGGCCAAAGCUCCAUCUAGCCCAGCAUGCUGUUCUCAUAGUGGGAAGCCCAAUAGCAGGAUCUGACCAUGACAGCAACUCUUCUCACCUGCAAUUCCUAGCAACUGGGAUUUGGAGGAACAGUGCCUCCAAAAGGAUUAGCUGCUCUUUGUAAAGCAUCCCAUGCAACAGGGAUAAUAAUAAUAAUAAUUUAAUAUUUAUACCCCGCCCAUCUGGCUGGGCCUCCCAAGCCACUCUGGGCGGCUUCCAACAGAAGCAAAAACGCAAUGAAACAUCAAACAUUAAAAACUUCCCUAAACAGGGCUGCCUUCAGAUGUCUUCUAAAAGUCAGAUAGUUGUUCAUUUCCUUGACAUCUGAUGAGAGGGCGUUCCACAGGCCUGCGCCACUGCCAAGAAGGCCCUCUGCCUGCUUUCCUGUAACCUCACUUCUUGCUGUGAGGGAACCACCAGAAGGCCCUCGGAGCUGGACCUCAGUGUCCAGGCUGAAUGAUGGGGUUGGAGAUGCCCCUUCACGUAUACUGGGCUGAGGCUGUUUAGGGCUUUAAAGGUCAGCAUCAACACUUUGAAUUGUGCUCGGAAACGUAAGGGAGCCAACGUAGGUCUUUCAGGACUGGUGUUAUGUGGUCUUGGCAGCCACUCCCAGUCACCAGUCUAGCUGAUCGCCGGUGUGAUGUCCAUGACAGACUAUCCAAGUGUCCCUAUUUUCCAGGGACCUUUCUGUAUUUACAGAAGCCAUCCUGGUUUCUGAUUUGGUCCUGGAAUGUCCCGCUUUUCCUUAGGAUGUCCCUAUUUUCACCAGAGAAAUAUUGGAGGGUAUGGAGUUAUGUAACCCCCGAGCCAAGGAGAUAAGUAACUAUACAACCUUCAGAAGAUAUCUGAAGGCAGCCCUGCAUAGGCAAGUCUUUUAAUGUAUUAUUAUGUUUUCAUAUAUGUUGGAAGUUGCCCAGACAGGCUGGGGCGACCCAGGCAGAUGGACAGGGUGGAAAUAAUAAAAUUAUUAUUAUGGAAUAGGACGUCCCUGUUUUCAGUGGAGAAAUGUUGGAGGAAUUGCCCUGGGUGGACCUGCAGGGUUCUUCCUUGGUGUGGAAAGAAGCAUUCUGUUGUGGCAGCAGAGAUGUCAGGGGGAACUGGUUUGUGGUUUGUGUGUGGUUCCCACGACAGCUUCUCCUGGUUGCAAAUGUUCCCUGUGGGCCCCAGAAUGUUACUGACCCCCGUGUACAAAAUUGGCUCUACAUAAUAAAUCAAUCACACACAUACAACAUGAGAAAUGUGCAAAAUGGCAUAGGUUUUAUAGCUCAGGGAUGGGCGGAAAAGUACAUUGGGACCUACUGGUAGUUCUCUGGUGACUUGAAAUAGGUUGACCAGGGUUUUUGAUUCCCAACAAUAGCAAGUGUGGAAUAGAAUGACUUUUCCUGCUUAAAUGGGGUUGCCCAAAUGGGAAUUGGAAAAAGAAACCUUAACCAGGAGUGGAUGGCAUGGUAUUGAAAAUAGACUCAGAAGCACCCUAUUCUUCAAUUCCAACAGUAUUUCGUAGCUGGAUAUGGCUGGUCAAUCCUGAGGUUCUAAUGAAAAACAAAAUUGAUCUGGCAAGCCUAAAAUCUGCCUGCCUCUGUACUUCUUCAGAAAGCCAGCUUACAUUUUUUAAUAUAAAAAAGUGCAAGUUCCUAGUUGACAUGGCUGCAUUUGUUUUGGGGGCUUUGGGUGAGAAAGUUGCCAAAAGGGAUCCCUCUCCCUGUCCCUCCCUGCCCUGGGGUUUCCCUUCCAGCAGCUCUCAUGCCAAGCUCUGCAAACAGCUUUUUAAAAACCCAAAGGAGUUCUAAAAGCAGUUUUGAGACAGCUGCUGAGAGGGGAAGUCAUAAAAAAAUAAGCUGAAGUGCGUACGGAGAAAGCACCUGUGCUUGGGGAGGUGGCCGCUGUUGGCAUCUCGAGAGCAUACAUUUCUUUUUUUAGACCCUAAUCAGGAGCUUCUCUCACAGGCUCUCAGAUGCAGUGGAACGUAACUUCUGCUGGCAGGCUGUCCUCCAGAAGACACACACUAUCUGCAGCUGACUACGCCAACUCUGACGAGAACUAUCAUUCCAUUACUAGGCUCUUCUUCCUGGAGGCGAGGAAAGUUUCAGUGUCAGGUAAGGGAAUGGCAUUUCAUUUUCUAUGGCCAUUUGGAUGAGGGGUGAGAAGGGAAGCCGGACCACUUCAAUGGCCCUGUUGAGAGAGCAGCCAGUUCUUCCUCUUCCUCAAGUGUCACCUCGGAAGAGCAAAAGGUGUUCUCUCGGACUGCAGAGCAAGGGUCUGAGAAGUAGGGUGGUUCUGCUGAGGAGAAGAAGAAGAAGAAGAGUUUGGACUUCAUAUCCCGCUUUAUCACUACCCGAAGGAGUCUCAAAGCGGCUAACAUUCUCCUUUCCCUUCCUCCCCCACAACAAACACUCUGUGAGGUGAGUGAGGCUGAGAGACUUCAGAGAAGUGUGACUAGCCCAAGGUCACCCAGCAGCUGCAUGGGGAGGAGCAGGGAAUCGAACCCGGUUCACCAGAUUACGAGUCCACUGCUCUUAACCACUACACCACGCUGGCUCUCAGGGGUGGGUACCAGGAGCAGGUCAGAAAUAACUCACAUGACUUCAGUGAACUCUUUAUUCAAAGAAGAAAGACAGUCCAGGAGGAAUCGAACAUGGUUCACCAGAUUACGAGUGUACGGCUCUUAACCACUACACCACACUGACAACUUCCCUUUGGUACUUCCUUUCUCUGAACAGUUUUCAUCCCAGCUUGUUUUCAUAAGAAUACCAUAUUUUUAAGAACGUGCUCACAUUUGAUUCCCAACUCCCCUUUUCCUUCUGUUCCAUGUUUUCAAUUGUAAUUCUGAGAGCAGGGACUGGCUGGUGUUGUUUUUUAAAAAACUGCUCAGUAAGCGGCUCUGAGAGCUUUUUCAGCUGAAGAAUGGUGUAAAAAUGCUUUUAAUAAAGAAAGUGUGGAUGGGUGCCAACUCAGCCUACAAAGCAAUCCUAACUACAGGAAGCCAGCAUAAAUUAGACCAGUUCCAAACUUCGUUCAGGAGGAAUAUGACCGACAUCAGCCUUUUUUCUGGCUAAGUUCUGCUGGGUUGCUUGGACACAUGAUUGAGCUGGAAGGGUUUUGGAAUAGGUGAAAACCUCUCCUUGCCCUGACACACAAGGAAGCCCCCACCACAGCCCUUUUGGUGGACUUGUGCUGGUGUAAAUGACACUGGCUUAAGUUUUGCUGACUGAGCCCUUGUUGAGAAAGCCCAAGAUCUGCCAUAUCCCAACUCUCUUGACCUAAGGGAUCUCUGGUUUGGAUUGUGCUGUUAGUUGAAUGUUUACAAGUGACAGCAGGAUUACUCCCAGUAUUGGCCAAAAUAGUCACUGAUGGUAGGAGGCUUUGACCCCUGGCCUCCCACCAACUCAUUCCUCUUCCCCAGAAUGUGGAAGUUUUCUUCAUAAAGAAGAUGAGUCAAGUUUCUUGGCCUUUCACGACUACCCUUUUCUUCAGCCUUUCUUCUGGAUCUACAACGAUGUCCUUUUCGGGAUGGGAGCCACCAGGUUCUGUAAUGGGAUUGUGUCGCAGAUUUAUAUAAUGGCAUUCUGAAAGUUGCUCUUUAAUUUCCAGCCCCUUCCUUGCAAUUCCUAACACUGAGAUUGCCCUUUUCACUGCAGAAGCAAAGGCACACCUGCGUAAACGCAUGUGAGACAUUCCAGUUACGGAAUACCAAAUAACACUACCAGAGAAGAGCUUCUUCCUUCUUUUGGUUUAGGAGCCAUCUCUUAUGAGCAUUAGGAAAGGAAACCUUUUUUGCAGCCCAAUGCACGCCUUCUCUUGUGGGCAACCUUCCAGACCCCUGCAAAAAUGAAGACUGAACUUUCUGCUCACCAGCUUCUUAGCGGAGAGUUAAAUCCUGCUGAGUGCUCCUUUCCUAGUGUGUUCACUGUAGGGAAGUCCUGGUGAAGCAGUCCUUACCUGCCUCUUCUUAUCCCCCCGCCCUCCAUCUUGCCGCCUGACCACCCUUUUGACUGUUGCGGAUAUUAAAUAUCGCACAGUUUGAAGCAACUGGAAGCAUAAGAACUGACUCCUUUGGAAAUGAAGCAUUGCCCAGACCCAUGAAAAUAUCAUUUAAACUCUUACCGGCAGAACUUUCUUCAAAACAGAAUUAAAACAUCAAAAAUAUCUAUGCAAUAUCUUGCGCUGUCUAGCGCAGGCUCAGCAUCUUACAAAAUAUGAAAUAUUCCAAACAGACCUAAAAGCAAAGGUGUCUCUCUCUCCGACCUGUUUUUCACAUGUGACUAACAGCCACCACCCUUUCAAGAUGGCAGAUUUGCAACUCAAUACCUUUAUCACUUGAUCAAAGGUUACUCUCAAUAUAGAGUAGAGAAACAAUCAACAGGUAAUUAACUAGUUACAGCUCAGAGUCCUUUCGAAAAACUUUCUGGUUCGCCAGAAGCGGCUUCGUCAUGCUGGCCACAUGACCCAGAAGCUGUAUGCCGGCUCCAUUGGCCAAUAAAGCGAGAUGAGCGCCUGCGACUGGACCUAAUGGUCAGGGGUCCCUUUACCUUUAUCACUUGAUCAAAGGUUCACUCUCAAUACAGAGUAGAGAAACAACCAACAGGUAAUUAACUAGUUACAGCUCGGAAUCCUUUCGAAAAACUCUUGUGGAAAACCCCCAGUGUUUGCAAUACACAUUUAGCCAUAUUAAGCUUUCAUUAAUACAUAUACAUUUUUCAUUUCUGUGUGAAUUAAACCAUUAACAGUGACAGUCCCAGAUCAUUCGGGGGUGGGGGGAACCUGGUCUGGAACUAUCAAUCCAAUCCAAUUCCUAAUCAGGCUGGUUCCAUUUGAGAUCUCCACUGUUCUUCAAUUCUGCCUCCUAGUUCUAACUUGCUUUUUGGUAUUGGGAUUUCUCCUCAGCCUUGCCUCCUGAUUUGCCCCAUAGCUCCUCUUCCCUUCUCCUGCCUCCCCCCAGAUUGUUGCCCAUGGCCCAGACCUAAGAGAAUUGAGCCGACUGUCCCUGAGAUAAGACUGCAAAUUCCAAUAAACCAAAUGAGCAAAUGUGUAGGAGAAGGCUGUUUGCAUGCAGAGAGUCAAACUCACUAUUGAUUUAUACCCCUUGCAAGCCAGCAAGGCGCUGCAGGAUGUUAAGUCAUGAUAGAAUUUGGUCCAGUGGGGAGUUUUGCAGCAGCUAAUCUUGAGAGUAUAAAACCGUUUCUCAUCUUAGCAGCUUUUUUCCAGGUGUUUUCUGAAUCAAAUUAUCGUUAUUUCCCUCCAAGGCAAAUUGGAAUCUUUCUGCAGAUUUAUCUGCAAUGAUUUGGGAAAUCUGUUGCCUUAAGGGUUUAUUUAGGGUUCUUCGGUGUCCAUAAAGAACAUACAAUUGACAAGAAGAACUUUGGUUUGCCAAAGAGAAAACCAUUUACAUAAAGAUUUACAGUCUCGUGUGAAACUUUUGCAAAUAGAAAAAUAAAAGGUUGUGAAAAUGAGUUCCCAAGGCCCAAUUUCUUUUUCCUGUAACUUCUUUCAGUUUGGGGAGGCAAUGGAUUGAACUGUAUUUCACUGCUGCUGGAAAGCUGCAGUAUUAAAAUGGAGACCAAAAGCCAAACAAACAAAAUACAAAUCUAACCGGGUUCAUGCACAGUGGGAGAAUUGCUUGUUGUGGUUCGAGGAUCCGAUCCCCCCCAAAGUGGAAUGAAUACACAAGGACACGUGAUAUAAGGUUAAUGGGCAAGAAAAGGCCACAACUUUAUUGAUUACAGCAAGUGAAAAGGUAUUGGCUUAGGCAUUGGAUUACGUCAGCUGACUCCACCCCCUCAGAGAGGGGUGAGUCUGAAACAAGGGGGGUUUAUUCACCAGUAGGUGGAGCCUGUUGAUGCUAAUCCAACUAUAGGCUCUCUCCUGAUGUCACCGAGGGUCGUGCCAUGGCCUCCCGCCAAGCAGGCAUCGGACAGAAUACACGACCGCCAGAUUCCUUUAACGGAAUACCCAAAAAUUGAAGGCAUAGGCGAUGGCCACACCUAGCCCUUCGACACCACGACACAUUAUUCCAAUGCCUAACCUACCCACCAAUACCACGAAAGUUGUGACGAUUGCUACGAGGUAGGCGAAAAAACCAAAAUGCCUAAUGCCAAAUGGAAAAAUUCCUACCAGGCCCCCCGGACAACCAGGGUGACCAACCUAAGGUCCAUAGCAAGGCCAAGGAAAACUAAGACCCUGAGCUCAAAGGGAGUGGAGGGUGGGUGAAUCGCGAUGGGUCGAUGAAGAGUGAGGCUGAGGAGGGGCUGGCGCCGCAGUAUUAAGGCUGCUGUACACGCCCCUCGGAGGCACCUGGUUUGGCCAGGUGAGUGGGAGGCAGGGGGCUAACGCCCCCUGCUAGAGGCGGGGCUCAGGCUCCCGCCCACAACCACUCCCCCCUCUUCAGGAGGAGAGUCUUUGUUAGAGAAGGACAGUUGCAUUGAGAAAGUUAAGCACAGAAAGUGAUGCACAGUGCCGUUGUACUACUCUCAAGCAGGACACGCUAGAAAAAAAAAAUAAUUCAAGUUCAAGGCUGUAAUCUUAAAACUCUGGGUACACUCACAUGGGAGCAAAUGCCAUUGGACUUACCAGGACAUGCAUCCAGGUGGCAUGGAUAUAUUUUUUAUUUUAAAGUUUCAUGCCCUGCCUUCCAAUCAAGCAAUUCUCAGGGCUUAUUAUCAAUAGACAGAAAUACAUCACACAAACACAAGCAUGCCCCAGCAACCCUUAGCCAUCUUGCCGAUGAAUGGGUCCAACAGAUGUUUUCCUUUGGUCCUGCUGUCCCAGGUUGACUGAUAUUUGAACCUGAGUGCUCUUUCUAGGAGGGGUGGGGAAGCAAUCACUUUACAGCUUCUCUCUCUCUCUCUCUCUCUCUCUCUCUCUCUCUCACACACACACACACACACACAUUCAGGGGUGGGGAACCUCUCUCAGCCUGAAGGCUGCAUUCCCUCCUAGUCAACCUUCAAUGGGGCUACAUGUCAGUUGUCUGGAAACAAAAGUGGGUUGAGCAACAAAUGUUAACAUACCACAUUUUUCCAUGUAUAAGACGAGGAUUUUCUACUGUAAAAUAAUGUUUAAAAAUGGGGGUCGUCUUAUACACGGACAGUGCAUAGGGGGGACUGGUGAUUGAUUGCAGCUGCAAGCUGCAUCUUGUCAGCGGUGCUUUGGUAUGUGAUUGUUGGCUGUGGCAAGGGCUGCUUUUGAUUGGCUGCUGCUGCAGUAAUUUGGUGUGUGAUUGGUUGUUUUGUCAAGGACUGCUGUGGAUUGGCUGACGCUGUGGCUCUUGGGCGUUCGAUUCCCGUCUGCUGUUGUCGAGUGGGUAGGCGCUUGUUGGGUUUUGUGAACGCGAUUGAUUGUUAGCGAUUGCUAGUCGGGUCAGUGAUUUUAUGCAUCCCCCCCCAAAUAAAACUAAACAACCUUGGCUAAUCCCGUCCCCCCAAAAGCUCCACACUCUGGGCAAUCCUCCCCCCAAAAAGAUCACCAACUUUGGGCUAUCUCCCCCCAUUUUCUUAAAUUUGAGUGCCCAGAAAUAUAUACACGGGGGCAUGUUAUACACAGAAAAAUACGGUACUUGCCCAUCUCUCUCUCUCUCCUCCACUUAGGUAAGCAAGAGCACGAUCAGAGUUCAAGGGCUAGCCAGGCAAAAGCACACAAGGAGAGUGCAAAUCAGCAUUACACAAUAUUGACUCCCAUAGGACAUUACACCCCAUGUUUCUCCUGAGGACAGGGAGAAGGAGGAACCUUAGUUCAAGGGCAGAGCAAAUGUUUUGCAAUCAGAAGGUGCCAGGUUUAAUCUUCAGCAGGUAACACAUUUGGAAAACACCCUGGAGUUAUUUGUAUCAAAAUGGGAAGUCCUCAAAAUGUAUUUAAAAAAUAAUUAUAGCCGCUUAAAUUCUGUUGCAGCAUUUGAUUAAUUUUAGUAGUAGUUUUAAGCAGACCUAAGACUAACUAAGAAGCAGUUUAAUAACGAUAAUAGUUAGUAUCGGCAACAAGUUUUGUGUACAGUAUUUGAACUAAGGAGUAGACGGGAAGUCAUUUGUGUUUUUCAUUUGGUUUUGUAAUAACUUUAUUUACUUUCUGUACGGUAAGGGUGUAAAGGUUGUCUUUUUUCUUUUUCCUUUGUUCGUUCUCUCUAUUUCUGUAAUAAUUCAAGUUAAAAAAGAAAGAAAGAAAAGACCCUGGAGAGACACCCUGGAUGACCACCACCUGUCAUUCAGACCAGACAACACUGAGAUAAAUGGUCUGACUCAGUUUAAAGCGGGUUCAUAUGUUAAUAUACCGGUAUGUCAGGAAUGAGAGCAGGAGAGGCUAAGUUGUGACCUUCCAGAUGUUGAUGGAUCCCAGCUCCUAUCAUCCCUAACUAUGGGCCAUGCCAGCUGGCACGGAUGGGAACUUUGUGGCAGAUGUUAAUAUUGUGCAGCUUCAAGCGACGCUGACACAAAACCCCACAUAUAUUAAGUAUACAUCGCCACCCCACCCCACCCCCACUCACCUUUCACCCCCCACCUCUUUCCCCCUCUUCUUCCUAAUGUCUCAACAAAAGAAACUGAUCUGUAAAAAAUGUUACUUGAAAAAGAGAGAGAGAGAGAUUGCACAUACUUUUGUAAACCGAGAAAAUCCUUAAUAAAAAUACAUUUAAAAAACAUUGUGCAGCUUGAAGUGACUGGAUGCACAAAACGGACUCCUUUUGGGAAUAAAGCAUAAGCCCAUAAGUUUAAUUAAAGCUUUACCUGCAGAACUUUCCUCAAAACAGAAAACAGUAAAUGAUACACCCAAAAUAUCCAUAAGAACAUGUGCAAGUCCAGCACAGGCUCAGCUUCUUAUAAAAUGUGAAAGACUCCAAAAAUCAGUGUUCAUUCUCUCUUCCCACAAUCUCCAUUUUGCCUGGAGAGGAUCAUUUACACUUCCUUACUUCCACAGAAGUAAGGUGCUGUGGGUUAAACCACAGAGCCUAGGACUUGCCAAUCAGAAGGUCGGUGGUUCGAAUCCCCGCAAUGGGGUGAGCUCCCAUUGCUCGGUCCCUGCUCCUGCCAACCUAGCAGUUCAAAAGGACGUCAAAGUGCAAGUAGAUCAAUAGUAGCUCUGGUGGGAAGGUAAACGGUGUUUCCGUGCGCUGCUCUGGUUCGCCAGAAGCGGCUUAGUCAUGCUGGCCACAUGACCCAGAAGCUGUACGCCGGCUCCCUUGGCCAAUAAAGCAAGAUGAGCGCCGCAAUCCCAGAGUCGGUCAUGACUGGACCUAAUGGUCAGGGGUCCCUUUACCUUUUUACUUCUACAGAGCCCUCUUUUGAUCCCAGCACCACAAUUAUUUUGUGGUAGAUCAGGGGUCGGCAAGGCUUACCGGGCAUGGGCCAGAUCACUCCCAUGGAGAUUCUCCAUGGGCCGGACCGGCACAGCGCAACGCUGAAAAUCGCGGCUGUUCAUGUCCGCGGCUGCGGAAAUUGCUUCUGCGCAUGCCCAGAUGCCAAAAAUUGCACCUGCACAUGGGCAUGCGCAGAAGUGAUUUCCGGUGCCGCGGACAUGUGCAGACAUGAUUUCCGGUGUCUGAGCAUGCGCAGAAGCAAUUUUCACAGCCGCAGAAGAGAGUCCCCGUGCUGCGCUGCGCCGGUUUAGCACAGCACAUGGGGACUCGCCGGGUGGGCGGCUCGGUUUGGGGGCGGCUUGUGGACUGGUUAAACAGCCUUCGUGGGCUGCUUCCAGCCCAUUGGCUGCAGGUUGGGGACCCCUGAGUUAGAUGUUCCCAGAGCUAACUGGACUAACGCACCAUGGUUUUUAUGUUUUAGGAGGUGCAAACCUGGUAUCCUGUGGAGGUGCUGGUUACGUGAGGUUUUGGAACACGCAGAGAGGGAAGCUGCUGGCAGAGUUUGAAGCCCAUAGCGGGGUGGGGUCCAUUAUCAUGGCCAUUGAUCAGAGAAGCCAGUACCUUAUAACUGGAGAUCUGGUUGGAUGGGUGAAGAUCUGGAACAUAGAGGUAAGUGGAAAGAGUCAUACAUCAGUCCAGAAAAGGUGAGGCAGACUGAAAAGUAAUAAGCUUCAAUUCAAAAUCAUGGCCCAAGCAUGGUGCAUUUAGUUUCCAGCCUCUUUUGUGUUUCUUUUUUCCUUUUUUAAAAAAGUGUUAUCUGAUGUAAAUCAUUCCAAGUAACAUAAGUAGCAGCACUCCCCCAACUAGGGCUUAGUCAAAGCAGGCUCCAUAACAUGGCAGUUGAGCCAACGGUCUGACUCAAUAUAAGGCAGUUAUAUUUGCCUGUCGAGAUUUCCAGGCAAAAUUUCCAAAAAUCGCUGAAAUUUCCAGGAAAACCCAGACAUAUGGUAACCCGUGUUGGAAAUGUUGAUUUUUUUCUGGCAAAUUACCUUAAAAAUAGCUCAAAAACCUCUCUCUUUUUGAGAUUUUGCCAAAAAAGUUCAACAACUUUGGCCAAAAAAAGCUCAACAACUUAUGUGUCUGGACUUCCACUUUUUGAAAUAUGGCAAUCCUAGCUUAGAUGGCUUUAAAAGCCACAUUCAUAGAGGGUAAGUCUGCUGGCUAUGGAGCCUUCAUGUCCUCAGGCAGUUUCCCUUUGAAUAACGGUUGUCGGAAGGCAAACAGGACAAGGCUUUUCUGCCUUCAUGCCUUGCUUAUGGGUUUUACUGAAGGCCACAGUUGGGGGGAAAGGAUGCUUGACUAGAUAGACAUUUGCUCUAAUCAAGCAGGGAUAUCUCUGAUGGAUAUAACUGUCUGAGUGAGGCUGAUCACAUAUGCCUUUCUCAUUCAACUGCUUCUCCACUAGAAGGUCAGCGUUUAGGUGAGACUCAUUGCACCCAUCUGGUUGUGGCAUUCAGCACACAGCAGUGGUGCAGGAUAGCAGAGUGAGCAAGCAAGCUCCAAGGCAGCAAUAAAUUAGAUGCCAGGAGCUGGAGUCAGGUGUAGGUUAGCAAUAAAACAAUAAAGCACCCGAUGUCAGUGAAGUUAACUCUUUAUUCAAGGAAUCAAAAUAGCUCAGUCCAAGUGGUCACAAAAACCCUUCCCAGCUGGUCUUGCCCCAAAGAGGCAGUUGUGAGGACUGAAGGCCCCUGCCUUCCCACCACUCUCCUUCCCUGGUUUCUUCCCCAGCAGCCGAAGGCUCCAUUGUCUUGCCUCUCAUUGUUCUUCCUCUUCAUUUUUCUGGGAGACCAGGGGGAAGGAGACCUGGUUGCAGCAGGAGAGGGAGACUACCUGGAUUCUUCAGCAGCCUGCCUCAUCUCUGUUUCCUAGCCCUCUUCCUCUCCUCCCUCUGAGUCUGGACUGCCCUCUGCCCCAGCCUCUUCCUGCUCACUUAACCCUGUUGCCUCUUCAGCUUCCGACACCUCAUCCACCCUCAGUUUGCUCCUUCUCUCUCUGACCACUUGCCGUCAUCCCACCACCAACCCCCCAGGCUCUGAGCCUUCUUCCCCUUGGAGUUCCCCAGCUGAUGCAUACAACCAGUCCAUGACAGUAGAUGAAGGUGGACAUUCUGAGAAGCCUCCAUCUCAAACCCAAUGACCAAAUGUGGCCCCCCAGGCCUCUUUAUAUAACACUUGAGAUGCUCACUAAGCCACACCUCAUUUCCCCAGGUGACACCCUUUGUCUGCACCUCAUCCAUGUCUUCCUUGGGGGCUUCUACCUGCCUGGAAAGUGUCCUUGAACUGGAUGAAUGAUGGAGCAGUGUGUUUGUGUUGGGUAGAAACCUCUGACUUUUAUAUGGCUGGAAUGUAGCCCAUUGUACAAAGGUAAGAGUCACACUCACCAAUCUGCCCAUUUUUGCCUCUGGUCACACCAACCUCUGGCCCCUCAGCAGCUGCUCAGAAGUUCCCAGAAGAAUGUGGCCUUUGGCCUGGAAAAGUUCCCCAAUUCUGCUAUAGGCUAUUCUGUCUCUUUCUGCACUAGAUAUGACCCAGUAGCCAAUUUCAGAUUUGCAAUGCAGCCCCCCCAGCCAAAAAUCAUUCCCAAGCCUUGUCCUUUCUUUCUAAUAACCUUAGCACUUGCUUCUUUUCUUCCUCCCACAAGGAUUACUGCCUUAUUUUGGGAGAAAAUGUGAAUUACCAGCCACCCACUCUGAUCAGAUCUUUCCAGAUGCACGAUGAUUGUAUCACUUAUCUGGAGACCUGUGUACGAAACAACUGCCUCUUUAUCCUCUCGUCUUCGGCAGAUUGCAGCAUUGUUCUUACUGAUAUUUCUGGCGUUCCGUUUGGAAUAUUUGGGCAGGUAGGAAGGUGGCUGUUUUCACUGUGUUUUUGACAUUACUAUUUGCUUCCUCUCAGCGUUGCACUCAUUACCAUCAUUUAAGAAUAAAAAGUUGUCAAGGAUUCCUGCGGAGAUCUUUCCCCAGGGGAAGGCACAUAAAGAGCAAUCUCAUAUAUAGUGUGCCAGGUUUUCUCUCCCUUGCCAAAAAUACAUAAAGCAACAACUCACAGGGACUUUGGCACAUCUCCCCGUUAAAUGCGCCAAAGGCAAUGUUUGAAAUUGCAGAGAGGUAAAAGCUUUCCUCAAAGCACGUAUAACUCAAAGAAAUAAUUGGAUGGGUCGUAAUUUGUCUAAAUAAAGCGGUGAUGUUGAGAGCACUGCAAAUCCUGAAUGUGAGACACAGCUGAUAUAAACUCUAUGACCUUAUUUUUUAAUACACUCUCAUUGGCCAGCUAUAGCGGUAGCAGCUUUUAAGACAUCAGCUAUUAGGACGUUAAUGCCCAACCCGUCUUUGGAGAUCAGGGCUUCACAUUUAUUAAGCCAAUUCAAAGUGGUUUCAUUAUUGGAUUGUUCAAAAAACCAGCAACACCACCCCAUGGUUUUUGGAAGUCUGAUGUCUGGCAUAUUUUGCAGCUUCAGGCAUUGCAACAGCAGGACAAUGUUUGUUCUAGGCAAAACAAUUUCCAGAGAGGUAUGCUUCAAAGAGUGGCAAAAAAAUGUAUCAGGGUUUAUCUGACAGGGAUGGAAGCCCAGAAUAAAACAUAAAGUUAUGUUUGAUAGAAAAGAAAGAGGAGGCUUCACUCUACUGGACUUCCAAAUCUACUUUGAGGCAUCAUGUUUAUGGUGGAUAAAAUAUUGGAUAUUGCUGGAAAAUACCAGAGUGAAGAAAACAACAAAUAUGGAUAAACCAUGAUUAACAUAUAAGGAAAUCCUAGAUCUUACAGGACAGGAACCAAGGUUGAACAAUCCCGAGGAAUUAAAAAAUGUAUUAAUGCAUUGGUUACAGAUACAUCAGAUUAACGAACUGUUUAAAAUAGAUUAGAAAAUUGGAUUUGCAGAAAAACCCCCAAAUUACAAUGGAUUUAUUAGAUACAAAAAUAAAAGUAUUAUCAAAAAUGAGCAAACUGCUGCUAGAGUGGGAAACAAAAGAGGAAUUUGUGAAAUCAAGUAUGAUUAAGUGGACACAGGAAUGUGGGUCAUAAUAUUAAUUAUGAGCUAUGGGAGAAUUUAUGGAAAGUAAAUAUGAAUUUUACGGCGUGUUACGCAUUAAAAGGAAAUAUGAUGAAAAUGACCCACAGAUGGUAGUCAACACCUGCCAAACUAGCGAAAAUGUUGGGACUGCAGCCUUAGUCUCCUGAACAGGAGAUGGAACACAUAGACCCUCCACCAGUUCUCUGAUGAAAAUAUGGACGUCCUACCAUACCCUCCAACAUUUCUCCAGUGUAAAUAGGGACGUUCUAAGGAAAAGUGGGACAUUCUGGGAUCAAAUCAGAAACCAGGACGGCUUCUGUAAAUCCAGGACUGUCCCUGGAAAAUACGGACGCUUGGAGGGUCUGAGAUGGACCCCUCUUGCGAAGCUCUGAUACAUGUACUGUACCUUCUGUUCCUUCUUAGGAAGGACAUUGGAGGAUUGGAAAUCAUGUUCCAUCCUUCCCCAAGGAAGAAAACAAGUAUGACGCAGAGGAGGAGAAUGAUAUUAAAAAGAACACCGUAUCCUUGGUUGAAGAGGAAGAGCCUCCCCCUAUUCCAGUGGAACAAGCUGUACCUGUUACAGAGGAUAACGACAACUUCGCACGCGUGUAAGUAAUUUCCCUAAAAGCUUGAUUUACAGUGACACGUUUGGAAAAAGGGAGGCUAUUAAGACAGAGCCAAAGUAUAUAAUUAUCAGGAGCUUCCUUUCAGAGAGAAUAUUUUAAAUAGGCCUGGCCAGGAAAUGGAUUUCUUGUAGGAGAUCUGAAUCUCCACCCCACCAGUAGCAGUUUUUCCUUGGGGUCUAAGUCAGAAAGGUUUGAGGGAGAAAAAUAUGAUGUUGGAGAAUUUCUUCCGGGAGUGUUUGGGCCAUCAAGUGAAGAGAAGCCGUUUCCUCUAAGCUUUCAAGGUAGGUAUUAACGGCUAGUACAUGUUUGCUGAAAUGAGCCAACUCUACAGGGCCCGAGAGCUCCAUUUUGCAGCAGAUGCAAACUCAGGAUGGCAGCCAGGGAAAUGGCCUUCUUCUUGGUGGCACCCAAGUAGGGAUGGGAGAGAAAUUCUAUUCAGUUUGCAUUUAAAGGCACAUCUACCUAAUUUGCACUCCCCCAAACACAGCCAUCCUUCAGAUUUUUGCCAUGCUGUUUUCUAGUCAAGUAAUGUGCACAUAAAUGCAUAUACUAGGAUAAUGUAUACAUUAAGAAGCAUAAAUUAGUAAAAAAACGCAACAGUGCAUUAUAUCAGGAAGUGUUGUGUUGCAGAAAUGUGUAUAUUAGGCAAUGCAAACAGAUGUAUAUUAGAAGAAAUUCAAACUAAAUUGCUGCUGAAUUUUCAUGAGUAUGUGGUUUUUUAAAAACCACAAACUAAUGUGGAAAUGUGGAGAAAUGAAUUUCUGCAGGUAAACUCACAUGCCAUCCUCACUUAUACAGUCAGUUUUGGGUCCCGGAUCAAGGCUCUCUUAUUUUCCAAGAAAUUGUAACUGGUAAUUAUUGUGAUGCAUCUGACGUUUAGUUCUGGCCACCCAAUGAUUUUAUUUUGCCUUUUCUCUCCUGAUCCUGCGUAUACUGUACAAGGCAAGUAUUUCCUUUGGCCCCUGACACAUAGCAGCCCAAUACAUUGCAGCAAAAGCUUCGGCCAUGGCGUAAAAGCACAGGAGCAGAACGAGGAAGGAAGGUGGCAGUCCUGUGUGCAGAUAUUCCAUGACAACGUGCUGUGUUCUGCUUUAGAAAUAGGUUUUACAGCAUCCUCAUUUCAUAGCAACGAUAUACAGAAAUACUCUUUAUGGCAAACUGGUCUAAUUUUGCGCUUCUAACGGCUGAGAGGUUAGAGGUGCGAGGCUCUUUGAUUCCGAAUGAGCUCAUACAUUCUAAAAUGUAUAAAUCUUUCAUGGGGCUUUGUAAUGUAUACUGUGCCAGAGCAUAAGAACAGUAAAAUUAAACUCUGGCUAAGUGCUUCCUCAGUUUUAAAUAACUUCCUUGAUGUAACAUAAUGAAGCCUUUGUAUUAUUAAACAUUUUAAUAACCUUGGGCAAAAGAAUGUAACCUUCCUAUACUGCCACAGCUCCCCAGGGAAUAAUUCCUAUGACCCUUUUGCCUGGAGCUUGAUGCGCUUGGGCAGGAAAAGAUGCUGAGCGCAGCAACAGUUGAGGAUCCGCACAGCAGGAUCGGUGCUGAUGGUUGGUGUGCAACUGGUGUGCUGGUUUCAGGAGACUGAUUUGCUCAGUGUCGUCUCAUGUCCUAAGGCAGGAACGGGAAAGGAAUUUGGUUUUCAAUGCACCCCCUGCCCAACUUGCUCUGACCAAAACAAUAUGCAAACCGAAGCAAGGCUAUUCUUCAAAACGUACCCUCUGAUUUUUGUGAUGCAGUUUCACAACCCAAAAAUGUCUACAAAUUAAACGCACGUAUUAGGAGGAAUUUUGUGUAAAAACGCAUACAUUAGCAAAAAUGAUAUCGAGGUUUAGUUGUUUAAAUAAUUAAGACUGCAGUCCUGUGCACAUUUAUCUGGAAUUUAGCUCCAUCGGUGCUGACUCCCAGCUAAAUGUGCAUAGUACUGGUGCCGCAAACCAAUUAAAGAUUUAUUUUGUUCAUUUAAAAUAUUUAAAUAUAUUGAAGCCUCUUCUGUGAAGAAGCCUUGUCUCUUGACAGUUCUUUGAUUUAGCCUUACAGCAUGGUCUCAAACUUUAGGUUCACCUCUGUCUCAUCCUGAGAGCUUCUGUUUGGGUGUUAUAGGAAUCUGACAAUACUCAGCAUUGGCGCUAUGAAAUAUUUUCUUUGGUUGCUUUGUUUGAUUCAUCCAUCUGAUUUGUUCAGCCCUGUUAAGCCGACUGAGAGGGAUGGAUAGUGAACUACACUUCAGGGUAAACAUACCAUUUGGCCUCUAAUCCUAGUGCUGUAUUAUACCAUUAAAUAAAAGUGUAUGCAUCUUCAGAAGUCGUGAUCCUUUGUACACAGAAGGGCAGUUCAGGAACGCCAUAAAACAAAUUGUGGAAUGUCAGUUCAUUUUGCUUUUUGAUUUCUGUCUGUCCAGGCUGAAUAUAUGGGACAACACAAUAUUAGGUAAAAGAUACAAAGAGGGGAAAACACAGAAGAGAAGAAAACAUACUGUUUUCAACAGAACUGCUGUGAUAAAGCCAACAGGUAUGUCAUUAAUUUGAUGAAUUCAGCAACAUUUGGACAUCUUAGUGGAUGCAGCCAAUCUGUUGGCUUAAAGCAAGGGUGGGCAUCCUUCAGCCUAAUGCAGGGCAGCCUUCAGUCCCAAGUUCAAAAGCAGUCUCAAGCAAUCAUUCAGACCUGGGGGGGGGCAUAGCUCAGUGGUAAGAGCAUCUGCCUUGCAUGCAGAAGGUCCCAGGUUCAACCCCCCAGCAUCUCCAGGAAAGGCUGGGAGAAAUUCCUUGCCUGAAACACCUGGACAAUAGUGAGCUAGAUGGACCAUUGUUCUGACUUGAUAUAAGGCAGCUUCCUAUGUUCCUUACCUAUGGCAAGAGCCACCAGUCCUUGUUGAGUUGAGUUGAGUUUGGAUUUGCUAUCCCGCUUUAUCAUUACCCUAAGGAGUCUCAAAGCGGCUAACAAUCUCCUUUCUGGUUGGGGAAGAAGAAAAAGAAAAAGGAAGAAGGGAUAGGCUUCUGGCCCCACCCAUUCCUGACUUUGACCCUACCCACAGUUGGGAUGUGACUUCUGAUAGAUUGCACCUGAGGGAAUCAGGCCUACAAAAGAAAAAAUGGUUGCCCAUCCCGGGCUCAAAGAAAUGAAUUCAGAUAUUUGUAGAAAUUGCUGCUAGUGCUAUGGGAGUUUGGAGUUUUGUGAGAGCAUGGGAUGUCCCAUACUGGGCCUGCAUACAACGUGGGCUGCUGAUGUAUUCCAUCCUUGAUGCAGCGCCUCCCACCCAGUGCUAUUUUUCAAGGAAAAGAGGGGCCAGAACUCACCAUGAAUGCCUCCCUUGUUCUCCUAUAAUGGCAAUGGCACCCACCUGAGAGGUGAACCCCUGCUCAUACCUCAUAGAAUGCCAUGCCUUCACUCCCCUCACAUUUUGCGGGGGGCAGGAUUGGUUUGGGGGAUGGAAUGCGGGAGACUGUCACUGGAAGGAAAUAGCUGAAAAGCCCCAGCAUGGCUUGUUGGGUCCCAGCCAAGGGAUAAAUUGCAAGAACUAGUCAAGAACUUCCCAUUGAUGGGAAACCUCAAUGAAAAGAAUCAUAUUUAUCUUAUGUAAAUGACAGAUUUCGUGACGUCUGCUUGGAAAACUUGCCUGUUAAUUAAAAUUAAGGGUUAUGGCCCUCCCUUUCUUAAUGCGGAAGAUUAAGAGUUUUCCUUGGCAGAACUUAAUAAAAAAUGGCCAGUGAAUCUCGCUGCAUAUGCAUCUGUGUUUAUCCAGCUGAAUAUUUCUCAGUUGUGGAAGUGGCAUAGUAUGAUUAGGCACAAAACAUUAGCUUUGCUUCAACUGCAAUUGUGCUGAUAUGUGAAAUGAUUUUCUGCCUUUGGAAUAAUCCUCUGGUUUGAAAAGUUGUAUUUAGGUCAUUAAAUAUUGAAGCCCUGGAGGAGACGACAGAAAUGAAUGAGAGCGACUUUCUUCUGCACCCUGACAAAUACUUUGGGGGAAAGUUGGCGGAGAAGGACUCUGAAGAUUUAAAGCUGCCUACCCUUUCGGCAAGUAAGUAGACCUUCAUUAUAUCCUCAUUACUCUAGCUCCUGCUAGCAAGAGGCAAAAAUAAAGGUCACCAGCUUAUCUCUCUUAAAAGAAAGUAACGGUAAUAGGAAAGUCUAGAAUUUAUCACUUGGCCACUGGCAAGCCUUUGAGGAUGUGACAAGCCAGGAAGUUGCUGGAAGCAGGCAAUCCAAGCCGUAAACAAGGUUGGCAUGUUAAAUAUGUCACUUGCCGUGGUCAAAUGGUUAGGGCGCUUGCAGAGCAAGCCUGUACUCAAGCUGUGACCACUGAAGGAUCAAAGGGUAUGGUGGAUGCUCAGUUACUCUGCUGGGAUAGGAGAUACGCUGCUGCCACCAUGACAGAUAGUAUUGGGCAGACAAAUGAAUAUAUUGUGCAUGGUUAAAUGGUGGAAUUUGCUCCCAUGAGAUGUUUUCUGUACGUGCAACAUCUUGUGUGAGGUGUUCAUUAUUGUUAUCCAGGAUGGCCUGAAGCGGAUGUUGAGCUUGUGGUCCAGUCCCUGCCUAAAGUCUUCUUGAGUCAGCCACAGGUGGAUUUCGGAACUGCGAGACUCCUUUGCUUUGUAGCUUUGCCCAGCCAAAGAUACGAGGACCGUUUUGCUGGCCAGAGCAAAAGUCUCCAGGAAGGAGCUCCAGUUCAUGAGCAGCCCCCAAGUAGGAGUGGCAGGAGGGAGCUGCCUCUUGCUGUUGGUAGCUGAUCACUGGAGGUCUUUUGCAUGAACACAAUGGGCAUAGCUGUCAACCUUCCCUUUUUUGGCGGGAAAUUCCCUUAUUCCAGCGCUGUUUCCCACUGCUAUCCUGGAUUGUUAGAUAUCCCGUAGACUGUCCCCGGGACAGAUGAGGCUGCUGAUCCCUUAUUUUCAAAUCUGAAAGUUGACAGCUAUGACAAAGGGGCUUGAUGAACUGCUUUAUCCAGAUUCCAUUAAGCCCAGUACUGGCCAGCCAGACCACAGCAGAUCUGCACAGGCUGAAGUGGUGCUUUCCCUAGGCCUGCUGCCCAAGAUCCUUUCUGAGCCUGUGUUUUCCCUUCCACAAAACAAUGACAUCACACCUGUUCCUGGUUUCUUACCCUCCCUCCCUUCUUCUAGCUAGUUUUUAAGGGAAGUCCAUUCUUUUUGCUCAAAAACAAGCGAACAUCUGCCCACACUGAAUUCUUCAACAGCAAACAUCACUUUUAGAAAAUAAAAUAAUUGUUGACAAAAGACCCUUCCACUGCACCCAGAAGAAUUCCACUCAUUUCUCUCUCUCCCCUUGGCUAAUUUUUGAACGUGAUUUCUCAACACAAGUACCCUCAAGGAUGGGCAACCACAGGUCUGAGGGCUGAAGGUGGCAGUCCAAGCCAGGUCACACACACUUCUAAGCCACUCCAUCAGCCCUCAAUGAGUGUUCUUGAAUUCUGAUAAUGUUUCCUGCUUGCCUGGAUGGAAGAAAAAGACGGGUGCAUUAGAGUGUGCAGAAACUAGCCAACCUUUCUUGCUGGUAUCUGUCCAUCUUGAGAGACAAUGGAGUGCGCCUCUGGGGCGGAAGUCAAACUGCUGUGUUAGCAGCUCUGAAGUGACCUUCUCGGGGCGCAAGCCUGGGCAGUGUGUCUGGACAUCCGGAGUUGUCCAGACAACAAGACUCCCCUCUUGGCCUUGCUUACGUGGUCCAUAGGAAAGUUGAGAAAUACGUAUGGCACCAGAUUGGCAGGAGUUGCUGGAAGGAGGCGUACAAGCCACUAGCCAACUGUCUUAGGGACUCCACUCUGGAUUUGUGUAGGGUUUACUUCUUAGCCCUUUCUUCUCCUGAAUAUGUCUCUCAAGGCAGCAGAGGGUUAGAAUCAGAGUUUUCCUUCUCCUGGCCUUCCUAGGUUGACAAGCCCCACCUGCUCCUUAGCCUACUGUACAAAGGUAAAUUUUGUGUUCAUUGCUCUACUCACCUUUGUCUCUAGCCAUACCCACCACUGGUAAGUGGCUCCCUGGAAGGUUGCUCAGAAAAAAAGGUGGUGCUUGGGCUGUAAAAGGUUCCCUACCCCUUUGUUGAUUGAUGGAGAAUAGUUGUGGGGACAUCAGAAGAAGUGUUUAGCAUAGUGCUGCUCAGAAGAGACUGCCUUCGUGGCAGCAGAUUCUUCACCAAAGGCUUCCUCAGAUCAUUCGUAGGCUAUAACAGUGAAUGGAGCUGGUGCAGGAGAAAGGCUAUUUUCAUAUCUCAGCAUCAGAACUCCUGACUUGAUUGAGGGAAAAAUAUAUCUUCCAGCUAGAUAAGAAGAGGCAACAGAGAAUUAGAUGGAAAGCCCCCUGAGGGGGAAAAAGGAGAGAAUUAAAUGGGAGUUUAUGCUGAUGAUUCAGCACAGCCCAAUGACAGCCCCCACAUGGCUCCAAAAAGCAAUUAAAAAAAUUAAAAUAUAAUCCUUUUGGAGGCUGGAUCAAUUCCCAAAGAGCUUUUUUGACUAGCCAGGUGCAUCAUCUUAGUUGGCAAAAUGCUGAUUUUUCUUUGCUGUCGUUAAUCUUGCCAGAAUUUUGGAUCUUUCCCUGCUCCCCAGGAGCUUUGGAUACAAAAUGCUAUUAUUAAAUUUAUAUGAAGCACUUCAGAAUUUUUCUCAUUAAUCCUCCUGAAACUCCUGUUUUAGGCACUAAAUAAGCUAACUAAGACUAAAUAAGCUUUCAUGUUAACUUUCAGUAAGGAGUUUGCAACCAUUAAAGAUUCAGAAGGUUUUUGUUUUGGUAUCCAGGGUGAUCAAUCUCUCAUUGUCAUAAAAAUGUGUAAACCUCAAUGUUUACUUUGGAAGUCAUAUUGCUAUGCAGUUUGAGCCCUUCUCCUCACCCUUAAAAUGGAUGGAGGUGAGUGGAAUAUUCAAGUGAGGAAGAAUACAGCCUCUGAUAUGAAGCUCUUUCAUGCACCAACUGGACAAUAUAAUUUUGGAGUCAGUGGUGAAUCCUAAGUCCUGGAUUUGUCUGUUCACUUGAAUAGGCACAUGGAAGCCUAUGUAGCUGAAGUUAUGGUUCAGCUGCAGCCACCUUCUUAUUCACAUACACAGAGAUCUAGGUCUGCGGUUUGUGUGGCCUCCAGUGGGUGAGCCAACAGCAGGCAGGAGAUCAAGGAAGCAGCACUGGUCACAGGUGUUUAACCCAGGAGGGAGAGGUGCUUUACAAAGCACUUUAGCAAAGUGCCCACUUCUUUAAAAGGGGAUGGAGAUUGGGAAAGCGGUUGGCAGGGUUGACGAGUGAAGUGAGCUGGGGCAAGGCCCCUAGUAAUUCUACAAGGGAGCGGGUGGCACUGUGGUCUAAACCAGUGUUCCCCAACCUUGGGCCUCCAGCUGUUUUUGGACUACAAUUCCCAUCAUCCUUGACCACUGGUCUUGCUAGCGAGGGAUGAUGGGAGUUGUAGUCCAAAAACAGCUGGAGGCCCAAGGUUGGGAAACACUUGUCUAAACCACUGAGCCACUUUUGCUUGCUGAUCGGCGGUUCGAAUCCAUGCAGUGGGGUGAGCUCCCAUUGCUCUGUCCCAGCUUCUGCCAACCUAGCAGUUUGAAAACACAUCAGGCAAGUACAUAAGUAGGUACCACUACUACGGGAAGGUAAACGUCAUGUGAUGCGCUCUGGCACUCAUCACAGUCCUCCGUGUGCCAGAAACAGUUUAGUCAUGCUGGCCAUAUGACCCAGAAAGCUGUCUGUGGACAAACGCCGGCUCCCUCGGCCUGAAGCGAGAUGAACACCACAACCCCAUAGUCGCCUUUGACUGGACUUAACCAUCCAGGGGUCCUUCCCCCUCUUUUUUACCUUUAAUUCUACAUGAAUGGAUUUUUAUGUGAGUGGUAUUAUUUGCCAGCUGGAUACAUGCAACUUAACAGCUUUCCCCAGCAUUUUGGAGCUUAUGUGAACACAGAAAGCCCUUAACAUGUUAAACCAAAGGGGUUUUUUGUUUCUUAAUUGCUAUAGGAUGACGACUUACCAAUAAAUAGGCUGUGUUUUGUAUUGCUUUCUUCCUCUCAUUCAUUUUCAUAUUCACCACAAGUCUUCUCUCUUCCUCUCUCUCUCUCUCUCUUAAAAUAAAGAUGAACCGGUCCCGUUGUAAUGGGGUUAUUUAUGAAUUUUCUUUAUUUUCGUCCUGUAGCCCUGAAAGCUGCAUUUGAUGAAAAGAACUUAUUCCCCAAAGAAAUUCUGGACCGUGAAAAAAAAUCAAGGCAGCUGCAUGAGGAAAUGUGCAACAGAGGCAGGAUAACAAACGAGAGAAAGCAAGGGAAGUUGAAAGGAAAAUGAAUCAAGCUUUGCCUCAAAAAAAGGAGGUAGGUAUGAAGGAUGCCACCUGGUGAUGACAUGAGGCAAGCGUUGGCCCGUUGAGAAGGAGGCAGGGGAAAGAGUCUAAAGACAGCUUCUGAGGUGAUAAAGGGGUUGGGUAGGUAAUUCCUCUAAAGAAAGUCUACAGACCCUGCGUGUGAGAGAGCUUCCCUAGAUAAAAGAUAGGGAACAACAAAAUUCCCUUGGAAAUCCUGGAUUUGUCCACCAUGGAAGCCCCCACUGUUUGCUAUGCAAUUGCUUUGCCAUGGAACUGAAAACUGAAAACUGAGACACAGUGUUGUGUAAUGGUUAGAGUGCUCGACUUCUUGCUGGACCUUGGUCUUCCUCAUCUGUCAAAUGGAGCCAACAUCCCCUGUUAAUGCCGAAUUCCUUAACCAUAUAAACUCCCUCCCUCCGUGUGUGUGUGUGUGUGUGUGUGUGAGAGAGAGAGAGAGAGAGAGAGAAUGUAUUUGACUUGCUUUAUAGUCUAUGGCAGGCUUCCUCAAACUCGGCCCUCCAGAUAUUUUUGGCCUACAACUCCCAUGAUCCCUAGCUAGCGGGACCAGUGGUCUAUGGCUUGCUUGCCUGCUUUUGUCACCUGGAGCCAUCUACCAGUCCCAGCUUUCCGAUUGCAUAUGGAUUGUGUCGACCUUGUCAUGCAAGCUAUGCCGCUGGACUUUGAUCGCUGCCCCUCCCACUCAUACACUGGAGUGUGUCCCUGUGAAAUGCCAGAGGAUCUGCCAGGGGUGUUAAGCUUAGCUGAGAUGCCCUCCCCCUGUUGUUAAGAGCGGGGCUAUUUUCAGCCGUAACUCAGUUCCAGUACCUCUCAGGUGGGCACCAUUGCUAUUAUAAGGGAACAAAGGAGGUGUUCAUGGUGAGUUCCAGCACCUCUUUUUCCAGAAAAAUAGCACUGGUUCGGAGUACACAGCUUGUGUCCUGUGCAGUCACAGAAUGUCCUGUUCUCUUUUUAAAAGAACUUUGCCUGUUACACCCAAUAAAUAAUACAUUGUACAUAAUCUCGGCUCCAGUACAUUGAUAUUACAUUUUGUUAGGUUAUAAUAUAUCAUAUUACAAUGCUUUUUUUGCAAAACCCUUGCUUCUGUCUCACAAAUUGGAUGGAAACAGUUGACCCAGAUCACCUUCUCCUCCUUGUCUCUGCCCCAGUUCUUUAAACUUCACCAAAAGAAUUAGCUAUAAACUAAUUCUACAGGUUUUUUGUUUUUAAAAGCCUUUCUGGUUCCCCUCUCCCUUUAAUAUCUUAAUGCAUCCUUGAUCAUUUGUGUGGUUUUGCUCUCUCCACUGCAUGCUUAUUAUUGGUCUACAUUUGCUUGAUAAUGGGGCCUCUGAAGGGAUGUAGCCAGACAUCCUCACUAGGUCCAUGGCUCAGUGAUAGAGAAGGUCCCUGGUUCAAUUCCCGGCAUCUUCAGGUUGGGCUGGGAGAGUUCCUGACCUGAAACCCUGAGGAGACACUGCCAGUCAGUGCAGACAAUACUGAGCUAGAUUGACCGAUGGUCUGACGGGGUACAAGGCAGCUUCCUGUGUUCCUGAGGUAAAGUCACCUUUUUCUGAUUGGGGCUUUGAAGAAUGGAGAAUCAAUGGAACCAAUGUGUCAGAUGCUGAUAGUGGUUGCUCGUGAGUAACCAGGCAGGACUCCGACCUGUCUUUUACAGGUUUUAUUGUGCAAACUAGAUAGAUAGAUAGCACGGAGCAAUGGAUCCAAACUACAAGAAAGAAGAUUCCACCUAAACAUUAGGAAGAACUUCCUGACAGUAAGAGCUGUUCGACAGUGGAAUUUGCUGCCAAGGAGUGUGGUGGAGUCUCCUUCUUUGGAGGUCUUUAAGCAGAGGCUUGACAACCAUAUGUCAGGAGUGCUCUGAUGGUGUUUCCUGCUUGGCAGGGGGUUGGACUCGAUGGCCCUUGUGGUCUCUUCCAACUCUAUGAUUCUAUGAUUCUAUGAUUCUAAUUUAUUACGGUCGGAGACCAAUUGUGCAAACUAUUUACAGUGUAGAUCUACAAAGUUCAUGUCCGUCUUAGUCACUUGCAGAAUCCGGGAGUGGCCCCUUCCAGCUUCUCCUUCAACAUAAGAACUUUGGCACCCCAAACCUCCUCCUCCCCUCCUUGCAUUUCACGCCUCUGCACAAGCUGGGUGACGGAAGUGGCUUGCGUCCCUCCUGGGCAGCCUGGCGAGGUGAGGCGCUGGGGUUCUCAGCAGCAUCCUCGAGCCCUUUCCUCGAGUGGCUGGCCCCUUCCCUCUCUUCUCCACUGGAGGUGUGGCUUUUCUCACCGCUGGAAGAGGAACUGCUCCUCAGGGGUUUCAGAGGCUCUCUGUAUCCCAACGGCCUCCCUGCCUCCCUCCCUUGUUCCGAUGGCAGUCCCCUGACACAAUGGAACCAAUGGAUCUGUUCUGAGCAAGACUAACACUGCAUAGAAGUUGUAUAAACUAAAUAAACUUGACUAUGCUUCACCUAAGUGGAAACAAGGAGUCUUUGUGUUGUACAAACCUAUUCACUUCAUUCUCAAUAUUUCUUUUCCUUUGCUAGAGCGAGGUUUUGCACAGCAUUGCUAGACCCUAG
Podarcis lilfordi (Lilford's wall lizard) is the source of this 50095-nucleotide messenger RNA. NCBI's taxonomy places the organism in Eukaryota, Metazoa, Chordata, Lepidosauria, Squamata, Lacertidae. The record is from the annotation of a GenBank genome assembly.